GAGAGAGAGAGAGCGAGAGAGAGAGAGCGAGAGAGAGAGGAGCGGGAAGGGGGCUGGUUGGUUCGCUCUUGACGCGAGGAAGUGCAAAACAGCAGUUGCUUUAGGAAGUCAAUCGCUGGGGCUGGGGGACGCGUGCGCAGUGGAGACCCUGCCAGCCAGUAUUUUUUUUCUUCUUCAAAGCUUGCUUUCCAAUUCUCUCUUAGCCUCCUUCCCUCCCCCCCUCCCUUUCCUCAAAGGGUGUCGAUUCUGGAGCUUUAAAAUAAGAGGCGAGGAAGAAGCAGCCCGGGGGGGUUGGAAGGCAAGCAAGGCAGGAAGGCACGGAUGUGUUCCAGCCGGCGGGGGGAGGCUGCAGGGGCCUCGGAUGCACAGAACGUGAGUAACCCCCACUCUCCUUUUUUUUUUUUUGCAAAAAAUAUAUAUUCUCUUAUCUACGGAAAGACAGACCAGCAUCCACUCUCCCUGGUCCUCGGCGCGGGUGCAAAAGGGAAGCGAUCGGGCCGGGGGUGGGGGGCAGAGGAGGGGGGUGUUUCCUUGGAGGAGGGGAGGGAAAGAGCGGGAUCGGAGCAGACCUUGCAAAAGAGAGAGAGAGGAAAAGCCCCUCCGCCCCUCCCCGGUCCUCUUCCUGUCUUUGCAUCGCGUUGCAAAAAAAAAAGAGAGACGAAAAACGGCUUUCCUGAAACUGCCGCGCGGGGAAGCGAGAGAGCCUCUUUCUCCUUCCCGUCUUCAUAAAUGCAUCAAGUGUGCCACGGGGGGGGGGGGGCAGAGAGAUCCAGUUGCAAUGGACUGGGAGGAGAUGGGCAGCCGGGGGGGGGGUGGAGGGAAAGAAAUAAGCCAACACACACACAGACCCCCCAGCUGCUUCGUGCCUGCAAAUUGCUGGACUUGGGAGGGAGGCAGGAAAAGCUUCUGGAUUUGGAGUGGGGGGGGGGUGGCCGCGUCCCGUUUUGCCAAUUGAGCGAGGGUCUCUCUCCUCACACCCCGUCCGCUGGGGUGGGGGGGCACAUUACAUUUUUAAAAAAAUAACACCCGCCCUAUGGCCCUUUGCUUUUAAAAUGAAAGCCAUGUGCGGUGGUUUGCAUACGAUUUGAGAGAGAGAGAGCGAGGGAGCCUUCUCUAUGCGUGGCUUUUGCUCGGAAGGGGAUCCGGAAUGGGAGUUUGCAUCGCUUGCAACGCAUUCGGUUGCCAGCUCCGGGGUGGGGUGGGGGCUUCCCUUUUGGAAGGAGCAGCCAGGGCAGGAGGCUGGCGCGCGCCCUCCGGCUUCCUCCUCCGUGACCCGGGGAUUUGCCGGGCGUGUCGCGUGGCGAGUGCUGCCCGUCAGCCCUUGCACGAAUUGCUUGGAGCAAAUAUAAAUUAAUGCAUGCAUAUAUGUAUGUAUGUGUGUGUGUGUGCGCAUAUAUAUAUAUGCAUUUAUAUAUAUUUUAUUUAUACAUAUAUAUAUAUAUAUAUAUAUAUAUAUGUGCAUUAAAAAAAAUCAGGGUUGCGUUGGAAAGCUCCUUCAAGAGGGCGCUCCCAGCAGCCCGGCUGGGCUGCAGUCCCUUCCUAGCUUGCAUGCAUGCCUGUCUGCAUUGCAAGAGUCUUCCCCCACCCCGCCCGCUCUGCUGCAUCCUCGCCCCCCCCCCGACGGUGGAGGGAAGGGAGGCGCAGGGGCUUUCCCAUUCCAGAGUCUGCGGUGGAGGUUUCCCCUCCUCCUCCUCUUCCUCCCUGCAAAUUCUCUUUCCCUCUCUCCAAUUCCUCUCCCCCCCUUUUCAGCCCCACCCUGUAGAGCUGGUAUCCUCUGCCGGAGCAAGGGAACCCCUUUCUUUUGCAUCGGGAGAGACAGCCCGCAGCAGAGAUCUCCCCCUUUUCUACAGCAAGGAAAUAGGACAUAGAGGGUAUUCGGGUGUGGGAUUUCCCUGUCUUUUAAUUCCGGGGCUUCCCGGCGGAGAGGAAACCCGGCCUCGCCUAAGGAAGAGCUGCGUUUUGCCUGGCAUCCCCACCGCAUUACCUCCGAAAGCCCAGUUUAGUGGUGGCUCUUCUCCGGCAUCCAUGCUCUCUCUGCAUGCAGAAAUCCCCGCUGAAUCCGUGGCGGAGGCAUCCCAAGAAAUGGGGGCAGGAGAUAUUCCUUGGUGAUGGACAGCUGCCAGUCAGAAUAGACGGGCCACUGGACAGAAGGAGCCAGAGAGAUCUGCUUCAGUUACAAGGGACGUGUUUUGUUUGUUUUUUAACGGCUGCCUGCUGAAAGUACCGUGGCGAUGUACGUAAUUUUGGCCGUGCUGGGAUUCGAUCUCAUGACAGCCCUGUGAUGGAGGUCAUCCCUAGCUCCCGCGUUGCAGAUUUUGGAAAGGGGGAAAAAAAGGAGAAGCAAAGGGUGCGAAAGAACUCAAGGCUAGGGAGGGAUCUGAAGCCUGGCUUGGAUAUUUCUAUUCAUUUUAUUGCUUUUUUAUCUGACAUGGACCACCCUUUCCUCAUUCAAUCCUGUGAGGUAGUUAAGGAUGAGAAGCAGUGGCUGACCCAAGGUUACCCAUAGAGCUUUGUGACUGCGGCAGGAUUUGAACCCAGGCCCUGGUUCAGUUAUGCUGUCCUCCUGGCAGAACCCUGAGUUUCCUGCAGAAUGUUCAAUCUUUGUCAAUACCGCCCCCUCUCUGAGAGGCAGUGUGGGGUAGUGGUUAGAGUGUCGGACUAGGUCCUGGGAGGCCAGGGUUCGAAUCCCCACUUGGUCACGAAACUCACUGGGUGACCUUGGGAGCCGGUCACUCCUCGUUAGAAACUCAGAUAUAUAAGCUUAAGCGCCAAAUGACUCCUUAAACCAGGGUUAUAGUCGCCCAAACAGAACGCCUUGUUGCCAUUUUGGGGCUGGGCUGCUCAAAAAGUUGUAGGUUUCAAUGUGAGUUUUGGGUUCCUGGAAUUCGUUCUGAUUGUGCAGAUAAAAUAUAACGGGUGGAAUUCUACAGGGUGUGUUGUUAGUGUGUGAAAACAGUCACGGUUCGAAGACGCCCGGGCACGUACCUCCAGAUGGUGGAGAUGUCAGGCACCAUUCUUAGCACCUGGGCAUCUUCACUUAGUCACAGGUGGCCGAUAAGGUAAAGGUAAAGGGGACCCCUGACCAUUAGGUCCAGUGUGACCGACUCGGGGGUUGCGGCGCUCAUCUCGCUUUACUGGCCGAGGGAGCCGGCGUACAGCUUCCGGGUCAUGUGGCCAGCAUGACUAAGCCGCUUCUGGCGAACCAGAGCAGCGCACGGAAACGCCAUUUACCUUCCCGCUGGAGCGGUACCUAUUUAUCUACUUGCACUUUGACAUGCUUUCAAACUGCUAGGUUGGCAGGAGCAGGGACCGAGCAACGGGAGCUCACCCCGUCGCAGGGAUUCGAACCGCCAACCUUCUGAUUGGCAAGUCCUAGGCUCUGUGGUUUAACGCACAGCGCCACCCGCGUCCCGAGUGCAAAAUGCGCCUGGCAAAUUUUGAAAUGCUGAAGUCGCUGCCUCUCAGCCUAACCUACCUCGCAGGCCUGUUGUAGGGAUUAAAUGAGUAGGGAUAGAAGCAUGUUUGCCACCAUGAACUCCUUGGCAGGAAAACGUGAGGUGCAAAUGCAAUUAACAACAAAUAUCUCCAGUUAAAGACGAGGAAACGUCUUUUUCUACCAGUCAGAGAUCUCUGGUCUCUGCCUAAGGCGUCCUUCUGUUUUUCUGUAACUUUUUUUUUGUUGAAUUCAGGAGGAAUUGGUGGAAAUGGGUGCAGCGUGAACCUCCAAGCGCCUGUGUGAAUUGCGAUUUGUCUCGUCCAGCGCACUUUGGGGAUAUCUUAAGCCCAGUGGCUGUACCUUUCGAUCUGGAUUGGGGGACCGUUAAGAUUGCAAAAACAACGGCGGUGGCUCCCUCCGUUUGUUUUGCUUUCCUGGCACGGGCGACGCGCAGCUGUGGUUUUGCAAAACGAAGAAACGUCAAAAUGGGAAAGAUGCGAGAGUCAAUUAAAAGAUCAUUUAUAAAACCACAAAUUUAGAAAAAGGACUCCCACACUCGCUGCUUGGAGCCUAAGCUGUUCUCAGCUAGUGCCAAUGAAGUAGAAGGCAGCAGCACAAUUUGCCAGCCAGGUGGGGGCGGGCAGGUGGUGUCUGCCCCCCAGCAGGGGACCUGAGCGACAUGCAGGUGUCUCUGUGCAUGCCCAGCACCCAAAUGUGGAAGGGAACCCCAGAGGGCAUGGCAAGACCGCUUGAGAAACAAAUACCCAUCUAGCCCACCCUCUCAGAUUGGCUCCUGCGGGUCUCUCAUUCUCCAGACUAUCUUCCUCAACGUGGCAGCACCCAGAUAUUUUGUACUACAGCUGCCAGUAGCAUUAGCCAUUUGCACUCCAAAACACCUGGGAGGGGUGCGUGCUAUUUUGCAUUUGCAUGAAUUAAGUCUUUUUCGCGUGGCAGAACUUUGGAACUCCCUGCCUGUUGAUACCAAGGUGGGCGCCUUCACUGUACUUUUCUCGGCUGCUGCUACAAACAUUUUUGUGUGCGCAAGCCUCUCGGGGAAUUUAGAAAGUUGUUGCGAGUUUUAAUCUGUUUUUAGUUUACUGUUAUUUCAACGUGUCAAAAGUCUUAAAUGUAUUGUUGCCGGUUCUUCUUAUUAGUGAUUUUAUUUGUUUUAACUUAUUUCGCAAACUGCUUUGAGGUUUUGUUUUGUUUUGUUUUUUGCAAUCAAGCAGUCAAUCAGUGUUACGAAAUAAAUAAAAAUAAAUCGAUUAUGGGGAGAUGCUUGAUGCUGACCCGUUUAGCUAAGUAUGGUCCACACUCCACUGGCUAGCAAGGCUUUACAGGAUUGCAGCAGGAGUCUUUCCCCAGCUAACAAAAUGAAUUUCAACGGGGACAAAUGUCAGGUUCUGCACUUAGGCAGGAAGAACCAGCUGCACAAAUAUAAGAUGGGGGACACCUGGCUUGCUGGUAGUACAUGUGAAAAGGAUCUAGGGGUCUUGGUGGACCACAAGCUGAACAUGAGUCAACAGUAUGAUGCUUUAUUUUGGUAAAGGUAAAGGACCCCUGACAGUUAAGGCCAGUCGCGAACAACUCUGGGGUUGCGGUGCUCCUCUCCAUUUACAGGCCGAGGGGCCCGGCGUUUGUCCGCAGACAGCUUCUGGGUCAUGUGGCCAGCAUGACAGCCGCUGCUGGCGAAACCAGAGCAGUGCACAGAAACGCCAUUUACCUUCCCGCCGGAGCGGUACCUGUUUAUCUACUUGCACUUUUGACGUGCUUUCGAACUGCUAGGUUGGCAGGAGCAGGGACUGAGCAACGGGAGCUCACCCCGUCACGGGGAUUCGAACCGCCAACCUUCUGAUCGGCAAGCCCAAGAGGCUCAGUGGUUUAGACCACAGCGCCACCCACGUCCUGCAUUGUUUUGAGCGAUGAGCUAAUUUUGUUUUUGAGAGAGAGAGGAUUCCCUUCUUUUCUUUUGAGAGAAAAGUUGUUUCGGUGCAGGAUUGUUUAAAAGGCAGGUCCCUGCCCUAGAGAGCCUACAAUUGAAGACCCCGCUUUGGGGAGCCUAAAGGGAAGGGGAGCGAAGGAGAGAAAGGUGAAUGGGAAAGAUAGGUAUCCUGUUCAUUUACACGUACCAAGGGUUCGUUUCUGUAAUGCAGAGGUGGAGCAUUUUUCAUUCUGCCCUGUACUCGUCACACGCAGCACCGUUUCCAUUCUGCUGCGGUUCGCCUUCUUCCAUAAACAACACUUUUUGUCUCAUUUUGUUUGCUGUGGCAAAAGUGCGUAAUUCGGAUAAGUUACGUUAUUCCACCCCAUUCAUUUGCAAAAGCAGGUGGGAGGCGAACGUGACUGUUUGCUGACUGAAAGCAACUGGGACAACAGCAAAUCCUGAUCGUAUUGGCCAGGUGGAUUUCUGCUCUGGACAUGGGACGGGUAUGCCGGCUAUGGCAGAUUGCACCCCUGUUUCCAUUUCUGUUUGAAUUCUCCAACAUGACGUCCCUAGUGAAGACUAAGGGGCUGUGCCAAAAGCUUUAUAGGAAGAGUGGCUCUUGGGAUGUAAGGAUGGAGAGACAAACUGAGGACGAGGCCUAGGACCCACGUACCUAUGGGACCACCUCUCCUGGUAUGCCCCGCGGAGGACCUUAAGGUCCACAAAUGACAACACAUUGGAGGUCCCAGGUCGCAAGGUGGUUAGAUUGGUCUCAACUAGGGCCAGGGCCUUUUCAGUACUGGCCCCGGCUUGGUGGAACGCUCUGUCACAAGAGACUAGGGCCUUGCGGGACUUGACAUCUUUCCGCAGGGCCCGCAAGACAGAGCUGUUCCGCCUGGCCUUUGGUUUGGACUCAGUCUGACCCUUAUGUUUCCCUCCCCUUAUGGUUUUGAACUAUGGGCUACUUUUAAAAUGAGGUUGCAUUUUAAAUUGCAUUUUAACCUGUAUUUUAAUUUUUUUCCCCUAUUAAGUUUUUAUUGUAAUUUUACCGGUGUUAGCCGCCCUGAGCCCGGCUCUGGCCGGGGAGGACGGGGUAUAAAUACAGUGGUGCCCUGCAAGACGAAUGCCUCGCAAGACGGAAAACCCGCUAGACGAAAGGGUUUUCCGUUUUGGAGGUGCUUCGCUAAACGAAUUUCCUAUGGGCUUGCUUCGCAAGACGAAAAUGUCUUGCGAGUUCCUGCGGGGUUUUUUUCCUUCCCCCCCCCUUUUUCCCAAGCCGCUAAGCCGCUUAACAGCUGAUUUCUAAGCCGCUUAUCAGCUGAUCCUCUAAGCCGCUUAACAGCUGAUCCGUUAAGCCACUAAGCCGCUUAUCAGCUAAGCCGCUUAACAGCUGAUCGCUAAGCCGCUUAUCAGCUGAUCCGCUAAGCCGCUUAACAGCUGAUCCGUUAAGCCGCUAAUAGCGCUAAUCCGCUAAACCGCUAAUAGGCUUGCUUCGCAAGACGAAGAGACUCGCGGAACGGAUUCUUUUCGUCUUGCGAGGCACCACUGUAAAAAUUUUUAUUAUUAUUAUUAGAAUUAGAAUUAAGGAUAAGGGGACAUGAAGCCAGUGUAGGGGUUCAGUAAGAUGUAGGGGUGCAACCUUUAUGUGAGCUACACAAAGGGCUGCAGCACAGUGGUUAAUGCAACUGGUAUUCAGAAACAUUGCUGCUUUCAUCAAUACCAUAAUCAUCAUUAAUUUAAUUUGUUUACCCCCUCCGUCCAAAGAUCACUGGGCAGUUCACAACAUAAAAGUACAAAAGGAAAAGUACAAAAGGAUGAACUGAAAAAGGUAUUUAAAUAUACCUUCUUGAAGAAACCAGAGGCCUUUCUUCUGGGCAUUGUCGGCCAAUUGGUGCCAAAGAAGGACAGGACUUUUUUUAUGUAUGCUACAACAGCAGCAAGAAUACUCAUUGCAAAGUAUUGGAAGACACAAGAUCUACCCACUUUGGAAGAAUGGCAGAUGAAGAUGAUGGACUAUAUGGAAUUGGCAGAAAUGACUGGCAGAAUCCGAGACCAGGGAGAAGAGUCGGUGGAAGAAGAUUGGAAGAAAUUUAAAGACUAUUUACAGAAAUAUUGUAAAAUUAAUGAAUGAUAGAAUGAUGUUGGAUAGUAAUUAAGCGGUUUCCAGCUGUAAUGUUCUAAGAGAGUAUGAAAAAAAGGUUAUAAAUGGGUUAAAAUCUAAUGGUAAGGAUUUGCUGAACCAAUAAAUUGAAGUGGAAUACAAAAAAGGGAGGUACGAGGAGGUCCGGGAAACAAGCUAAAGGAAAAUAAGUAAUAGAAAAUAUGUGUGUUUUUAACUGUUUUUAUUUUGUCUUUUUCUUUUUCAUUUUCACUGUAAUAUUUCAAAAAACCUUAAUAAAUAUCUUAUAAUAAAAAAAAAGGAAAAGUACAAAAGGAAAACCCAGGAUAGCUCAGUCUGUAGAGCAAGAGACUCUUAAACUCAAGGACAUGGGUUCGAUCCCCGCCCUGGGCAAAAGAUUCCCUUCCAAAUCUGCAAGUGUGUCUAUAAAGCACAAAACACAUUGGCGGUUGAAUCUUCAUACUACGCUUAAGUAAAGCAUUGCCUUAAUAAUAAUAAUUAUUUAUUAUUUAUACCCCGCCCAUCUGGCUGGGUUUCCCCAGCCACUCUGGGCAGCUUCCAACACAAUAUUAAAAUAAAGUAAUGCAUCAAAAAGAAUUUCAUUCAUUCAAAGAACGUAAACGUAACCAUUCUGCCCCUGCCAGUGCUCACCCAAAUUUUCCUAUUUCCCCCCCCCCCCCUUAGUUGGGAAAAUUGAGGGAGAAAGGCCUGGGGGAUGGGGUGGGAUCUGCUUUCCCCCUCCCUCCAGUUUCCUGGGCUCACAGACUUCUAGGUGGAAGAGGUGAAUUGGCUCCUGCUAGAUAAGGACGACUAGCUGAAACCUUGCAGAAAUACUGGAAAGCAUUUUUCGGUGCAUACGGCGAUGGGAAGAAGCACAUUCCCCAAAACGUGCCACAGUGGCUCCUGUCAGGGUCACUGCAGCCUGUAGAUGUUGUACGAUUGGGGGUGAAGGUGGGUCUCCUCUAGGGAACCGUCAACCUGUCUGGGAAGGAAACAGUUUUCCUUAAGCAGCUCUGCAGAGCCUUCCAAGAGACCUUGGCAGACGUCAGGUUGUUUAAAGAGGCCGCUGGCAGAUUCUGAUGUUUGGCUACUCUUCAUUUCCCCUCCAGACUCAGUAUCGUAUCCACACACACCAAAACAGACCAGAUCUCCUUGUUUUCGGACACCUAGGGUUCCUUGAACUCUGCUGGCCAGAUGGCAUUGGUCUGGAGUUCCCCUUGUGCUUGAAAAAUUUACUUUACAGUGGUACCUUGGUUCUCAUACUUAAUCCGUUCCAAAACCAAAGCGUUCCAAAACCAAGCCAUGCUUUGAAAAAGUAAUGCAAAACGGAUUAAUCCGUUCCACACUUUAAAAAACAACCCCUAAAAUGGCAAUUUAACAUGGAUUAUACUAUCUAAUGAGACCAUUGAGCCAUAAAAUGAAAGCAAUAAUCAAUGCACUGUACUAUAAAAUAAAUAAAACAGUAUUGUGGAGGAUAAAAUUUUUAAAAAUUCUUACCUGCACUGAUGAUAGUCAUUGUUUGGAUGGGGGGGCUUUUAUCCAUUUCUGCAGUCAAUCAAUCAGCCAGUAGCUGAACUGGGAUCCACACAGUAACGAAAACAAAUUAACUGAAAAAGCCUCAAAACAAAAAACGCAAAAUAAAUAGCAAAAACGAAAGCACCAAAUAUAAGCUCCAAAUAUCACCUUAGAACACUGCAAUCGGAAAAGGAAGGCUUGAAUUACAAUGGGGGGAACGAUGCAAAUUAGCAGUGCAACAGGAAACACAGGGGGACUCAAAACAGAGCACGUUCGGUGUCCCAAAAAAAGUUUGAAAACCGGAAUACCUACUUCCCGUUUUGCAGCGUUCGGGUUCCAAGUUGAUCGUGAACUAAGCUGUUCAAAAACCAAGGUACCACUGUAUUUGUCUGUUUGGCAUCUGUCUGUCUUGGGAGAGACAGUGGAAGAGCGUGCCGUCAGGGGUGAAGUCCAGCCGUUGGGGAGUUGCAGCGCCUGCUGUGGCUGUAGAGACUGAUAGGGGAGAGACAUGUUUCGUUGCAGCUGGAGCAGAGGAAGGUGUCUUGCUGGGCUGCUGCAGAUGCACCACGGUGUUUCUUUUAUAUUUAUUGCUUUUAUAUUCCACUUUUUCCCCCUCCAAGGAGCACACACGGUUCUCCCUCUCCUCAUUUAAUUCCCACAAAGAUCCUGUGAGGUAGGUUAGGCUGAGAGGCAGCAACUAAACCGAAGUCACAUGUUGAGCUUCGUGGCCAAGUGGGGAUUUGAACCCAGGUCCCAGUUUGACACACUAACCACUUUGCCACACUGUCUCACUGCCGUGAUGUUUGUAACAAGCUCCAUCCUGUUCCAUAUACACCUGUCUGAUCACCUGAAGAAGCCUUCCUGGUUGUUCCACAGUUAAUUCACUUUCAUAUAAUUUCUUUGUGACGUGAGGCUUUUAGCAUAGUAACUUGAGGUCCAGCGCCGAGGGCCUUCUGGCAGUUCCCUCAUUGCGAGAAGUAAGGUUACAGGGAACCAGGCCGAGGUCCUUCUCGGUAGUGGUGCCCUUCAGAUGUCAAGGAAAUAAACAACUAUCUGACUUUUAGAAGACAUCUGAAGGCAGCCCUGUCUAGGGGAGUUUUUAAUGUUUGAUGUUUUAUCAUGUUUUUAAUAUUCUGUUGGGAGCCGCCCAGAGUGGCUGGGGAAACCCAACCAGAUGGGUGGGGUAUAAAUUUUUUAUUAUUAUUAUUAUUAUUAUUAUUAUUAUUGAGUAGUGUUCCUAUUAAAAUCAGACAGGCACCUACAAUUCUGGUUGUUUGUCGUCUGCUGAAAAAUUAUUUGUUUUGCCAAGCGUUUUUGGAGAAUUAAUUUGAUAGUUUGUCAUUUGUUCUGUAUUUUAUGAUCUUAUAAUUUUUCUCAGAUAUAUAUAUAUAUACACACACACACACAUACGGUGGUACCUCCGGUUAAGUACUUAAUUCGUUCCGGAGGUCCAUUCUUAACCUGAAACUGUUCUUAACCUGAAGCACCACUUUAGCUAAUGGGGCCUCCUGCUGCCGCCGCGCCGCCAGAGCACGAUUUCUGUUCUCAUCCUGAAGCAAAGUUCUUAACCUGAAGCACUAUUUCUGGGUUAGCAGAGUCUGUAACCUGAAGCGUAUGUAACCUGAAGCGCCUGUAGCCCGAGGUACCACUGCGCAUAUAUAUAUAUAUAUAUAUAUAUAUACACACACACACACACACACACACACACACACACAUAUCUAUCUUAGAGUGCUUGCAAAGGAUAUAAGGAAAUAUUUGUCUCUCUUGGAUGGUUUUGUCUGCCUGUGAAAGUGAUCCGCCAAAUAUUAGGAGAGAGCAUCCUCUUGUCUGGUCAACUUUUCGGCCUCUGGGCAGUCUCAAAAAAUGUAAUAAAAAUAAAAAAGAGGUUGUAACCAGAGACUUGAAAGGGAUUUGCUGUCCCACUCUCAACUCUUUCUGCUGUUUUUCCUUACUUGUGUUCCCAAGGCAUUUUCAGGCGCAUAACUAGGAGAAGUCCGAAGGCAUGCGUUCACAAAAUGGGAACAGGCAAGACUGCAAUCUUGAAAUCUUGUCUCCUCCUUGAUAGCCAAAGUGGAAAUUCCAUGCACAGGGGUUGUGUCUCGCUGAAUGGCACAAAAUUUGGGGGCAAGGCUGGUUGUGUGGUUUCUCGUCUCCCUUUUUUUCCUCUGGGGCGUUUCGCUGGCAGCUGUUGGAAGCAAAGAGCCCUGGUCAAAACAGAAACGGUCAGCGAGGCAAUUUUCACGAUUGUGCAUGUGGAAAACGUGGGGAGCCAAAGUGCGGCACUGUGUACACAAAGCACCGCAGUUGUGAGAGCGAAAGAGGAAAUGUGUGCUGUGCUAUUGAAUCAGUACCUUAGGAAGGUGUGGACCGAUGGAGAAAGAUGAGAAAUUAGGACGUGUUGAAUGUUCCAAUUUUCCAAGAACGAGGUGUGCUAAAAAGUUGUGACAUGACCUUGGAAUUCAAAAGAUACUUUGGUUAAGUUAACAUAAUUUAGUUUUGCUUGGUAAGUAACGCAUUCACUCAAAUGUAACGUGCACCCUUUUUGGGCCAAAUUACGUCACAAAAAUCCGGGUGCGCCAUUAGAUUUGAUUGUGCAUUUACAUUCACCAGCAAAAAAAAAUUGGUUUUGAAAAUUGAGGUGCGCCUUAGAUUUGCUGGUGCAUCAGAUUCGCGUAAAUACGGUAAAAUGUGUGCAAAGUGGCAUAGAAAUCAUUAGAAAUGUUUGCCAAGUACUUGCAGUUAAAUUAUAUAUUGCUUUUGUUUUUAUUUUCUUCGGUUAUUAAGCAUUGCCUGACAUUUUCGGAAGGUAAAAUUAAAUUCUUUGUUUUUCCGAAAGCAGUUUCUGUGCUUACAGAAUCCUAGAAUUGGAAAGAGACCAUGAGAGCCAUCUAGUCCAACCCAUUGCAAUGCAGGAAUCUUUUGCCCAGCAUGGGACUCGAACCCACAACCAACCCUGAGGUUAAGAGUCUCAUGCUCUACCAACUGAUGAUUAUAUUAAAAUUAUUAGAUGCCAAACUUUCGGAGCUGGCAUCAAAUUCUCCCAGCCUCUCCAAGUCCAUUGCUGGUGUAGAAUUGGGAACAACUUUAAAGAAAAUAAUAAUCUCCAAGCAUGUCGAUGGAGCAUUAUUUUUAGCGCUUUGCAUAAUUUAUAUUGCAUGCUGAAUUUAGACUUCUUUCUGGCACGUUAGGGCACCUUGGCAGAAAGUGCAUGAGCAACCGUCUCCUUGCAACAGAUAAAUGCCCUUUGGCUCUCACAUCCUUUCCUGUCUCUCAGCAAAGCCUUUCCACUGCACUGCUCAGGAAUGCUUUUCAAAAGGGGGGUUAGGAAACACAUUCCAUUUUGUCUAAGGGAAAUGCUGAUUAAAUAGCUAUUGACUCUUCUUAAGCUGUCUUUGAUGGAGCUUUAAGUAGUGAUUAAUAGGUGCUUAUCUGCCCCUGCGUUGUCCGAACCUCUAUAAAUAUGCUUUUUGUGCAACAGUACUUGGCCGAUGUAAAUCUUAAGGCCCGGAAGGAUUAUAGAGAUAUAACACUCGAGGGAGCCCUUGUAUUCUUUCGGGGAAAAAACUGAUUUUUGGGUGUUGUGGGAAGGGGACGUAUUUAUGUGCGUACCAUCCACACAGCGUAGGAGGUUAGGAACCUCUGUAAGUACAAGAAGAAACCGAAACUGAAAAAAGCAGUUGUGAAUAAUACAAACAGAAAUAAGACCAAAACCCGGCACAGAGGUUAAAACAAGCUGAAAACCAUUUUUAGCAGAAGAAGGAAGACGUUUUCUCCCUGUCUUAUAAUAGUCGAGGGCGUCCAAUGAAGCUGAAUGCUGGGAGAUUCAGGACAGAUAAAAGAAAGGGCUUUGGCCAUGCCUUGUUAGACUGUGGAACUCCCUGUCACAGUGAUGGCGUUAAAGGCAGAUUGGACAAAUUCAUGGAGGGGAAGGCUACUUUCAGGUCCACUGUUGGAGGCGGUAUGCCUUUGAAUACCAACGGCUGAGAAUCACCACUAGGAAUAGUUCUGUGACACUCAUUUAAAUCAUGAUUUAAAUCACUAGUCAGUAAGACUUGUUUUAAAUCUUUUUUUUUCUUUUUCUUUUUUUUUACAGAAAGAAUCAUUCUUGCUGGUAUAAUCUUUAUAUACACAACCAGAGGAAGUUUUCAUUUUUGGAAUAAUAAAUUUUCAGAGUAGUCUCUACAGUUAUAUCAAAAAUUGUCUAUUUAGUUACACUAUUAGAAAUACAUAGACCGAUAAUUAUGAAAUUAUUGUGAGGUUAAAUAAGCUAACUGUUUAUAUUUGGACAACUUUUCUGCUGUACUUUACUGGAAGGAGAAAAAAAUAAUCAUUUCCUUAAUCACAAUUUAAACAAUUUAUUUAACUAAAGCGAUAACAUUGUAGCAUAUGUAUCCAUGUUUGUUAACUGAUGUGGUUAAACUUUUUUUAAAAAAAACAACAAAAACUGAAGACUGUUUUAGCACACAUGAAAAACUUAAAACAAACCCUUAUUUCCUGAUGGAUAGCAUUUGGACUAUAAUGUAACCUAAACAGAAAUUAUCAUUAUUCUUCCAACACAGGUAUACACACAGACAUUUCCCACCCUUGGAUUUAUGAUAAAUGUCUCCAGACACCCUCUAAUUUUUUGUGUAUGUGUGUUCCCCACCCCAGCAGUGUUUUUGCAAGUCUGGGUGCUCUUGCUUUGCUUAAAUAGAAAACUAUCUUUAGAAAGUUUUUUCCUCCAAAAGCGUUUUAUUUUAAAAAUCCGUUUUAAAUCAAAAAUAUCCGAUUUAUUUAAAAAUCAUUGAUUUUUAUCCACCCUGCUCAGAUCCCCCCUGUAUCUGUUUGGUGUCUUCUGGGAUGCAGAGAAGGGAAACUCUGAUCCUAAACACCCACUGCCUUGCAGGAUAUCUUCAGGAGAAGAAAAACCCUAAGGAGUAAAGCCUGCACACAUCCAGAAUGGAGUCCCUAAGACAGUUGGAUGGUGCCUUGUCCACCUCCUUCCAGCGACUCCUGCAGCCAAGCUGGUGCCAAACGUCUUGCUCUGCUUUCCUUUGGACCCCGUCAGUGAGGCUGAGGGGGGGGGGGGUCCUGGGGUCUGGGCAGCCCAGGACCUCCCUGCACCCUGCCCAGGCUUGCACCCAGGGUGGUCACUUGAGUGCUACUAAUGCAGCAGUGCAAUUCAUCCCUGGAAGCGCACUCCGUUGUCUCUCAAGACAGGCAGAUGCCAUGAGAACAGGGGUCAGCAACCUUUUUCAGCCUUGGGCCGGUCCACUGUCCCUCAGAACUUCUGGGGGGCCGGACUAUAUAGUGGUACCUCUGGUUGCGAACGGGAUCCGUUCCGGAGGCCCGUUCGCAACAUGAAAAGAGCGCAACCCGCAGCGGCUCGUCUGCGCACGCGCGGGUUGCGAUUCGCCGCUCCUACGCACGCGCAUGAGGUCAUUUUGCACUUCUGCACAUGUGUGAGCGGCGAAACCCAGAAGUAACCCUUUCCGGUACUUCCAGGUCGUCGCGGGACGUAACUUAAAAGAACGUAACAUAAAGCGGACAUAACGUGAGGUAUGACUGUACAGUGGUACCUCUGGUUGCGAACGGGAUCCGUUCCAGAGGCCCGUUCGCAACAUGAAAAGCCCACAACCUGAAGCGCCGUAACAUGAGGUAUGACUGUAUUUUGAAAAAAAUAAUGAGCGAAUUCCUAUGCCCCACAAAUAACCCAGAAGUGCAUUUUAAAUAAAAGGACACAUUCUACUCAUGUAAAAACACCAGGCAGGCCCCACAAAUAACCCAGAUAUGCAUUUUAAAUAAAAGGACACAUUCUACUCAUGUCAAAACACACUGAUUCCCGGACCGUCUGUGGGCCAGAUUUAGAAGGAGAUUGGGCUGGAUCCGGCCCCCGGGCCUUAGGUUGCCUACUCCUGUGUAAGAACAACGCAGGCGACUUGAUGGCUCAAUCCAGCAGUACUUUUCUGAUGUUCUGAAUUUCGACCUGGACAUCCUCCCUGGAGACCCUUCUCCCAAGUUUCCCUGUCGGUGAUGUGAGGAGCAGUUGAUUGCUAGAGAGAAGAUCUCUUCAGCAAUGGUGGCCUGUUUGUGGAAUGCCCACUCCAAUCUGGCGUUUUAGGUGCCAGGCGAGGGUGUGGUUUUUUUAAAAAAGAGAAUUAUCCCAGGCAUUUUAAUGGGUACAGUGGUACCUCGGGUUAAGAACUUGAUUCGUUCUGGAGGUCCAUUCUUAACCUGAAACUGUUGUUUAGCUAAUGGGGCCUCCUGCUGCUGCCACGCCGCCGGAGCAUGAUUCCUGUUCUCGUCCUGAAGCAAAGUUCUUAGCCUGAGGUACUAUUUCUGGGUUAGCGGAGUCUGUAACUUGAAGCGUAUGUAACCUGAAGCGUCUGUAACCCGAGGUACCACUGUAUAGUUAUCUGGUGCUUUUUUAGAUUCUUUCACCAGAUUAACAGUACAGUGGUACCUCGGGAUCUGUUCCGGAGCCCCGUUCGCAUCCUGAACGCAACGUAAGCCGUGACGGCGCGUGUCCGCGGGCUGCGUUUUGCCGCUUCCGCUCAUGUGCGUGAUGUCAUUUUAAGCGUCAGCGCAUGCGCGAGCGGUGAAACCUGGAAGUAACGCACCCUGUUACUUCCGGGUUGCCGCGGAGCGCAACUCGAACGCGCUCAACUCAAAGCACAUUCAACCCGAGGUGUGACUGUACAGUCUUACCUCUUGUUACGUCCGCUUCAUGUUACGUUUUUUCAGGUUGCAUCCCGCGGUGACCCGGAAGGAGUUACUUCUGGGUUUCACCACUCGUGCAUGCACAGACGCUCAAAAUGACGUCGUGCGCAGAAGCGGCGAAUCGCAACCAGCACGUGUGCAGGUGCGCCACUGCGGGUUGCGUUCCUUUCAUGUUGUGAACGGGCCUCUGGAACGGAUCCCAUUCGCAACCAGAGGUACCACUGUAUACAAAGCAGCCAGCCAGAUAUUCAUAGGAAGCCUUCAAGCAGGACCUGGGGGCAACAGCCCAAUUUCCCCGUCUGUGACCUCCAGCAAUGAAUGGCAUUUAUAAUAGGCAUGGUGCCUCCAACAGCACAUAGCUAUUGGUAGCCAUGGGGAAGGAUACAAAUGCCACAGAUAAAUGGAGAAGCAGCCCUGGCAAAGCGCAUGUAAAGACUCUGUGAGGAAUGGCGUGGCAUUUUCCAAUUCCAAAGAGAAUUCGGCCGUCUUGCGGGGCACUUCCUGAGACGCAGAGCAAGACUCGUCCGAGACAGAUGGACCUGCACUUCAGAGUGGCUGAAGUGGGAGGGAAAGGAAUGCGAAUUCAAUCCCAAGGCUUAACCUUAUCUCCCCAGAAAUUUAGAAACCCCUUUCCAUAAUCCUGCAAGCAGAAAGAGAAGGCCGUCUUUAUGUACGUUAUUCCAUUUCUAUCCGCUGUUCCUCCAAGAUGGCUUACGUGUUUCUCCUCGCCGUCUUAUUUCCACAGCAACCCUGCCAGGUAGGCUCGGCUGAGAGUUGAUUGUUAUAAGAAAAAGCUGCUGCUUUAUCACUUAUGGGGUAUCCAAGAGCCCGUAUACAGUGGUGCCUCGCAAGACGAAAUUAAUCCGUUCCGCGAGUGUCUUCAUCUAGCGGUUUUUUCGUCUUGCGAAGCAACCCUAUUAGCGGCUUAGCAGAUUAGCGCUAUUAGCGGUUUAGCGGCUAUUAAAGGCUUAUCUGCUUAGCGGAUUAGCUGCUAAAAGGCUAUUAGCGGCUUAGAAAAGGGGGGGGGAGCGAAAAAAAAUCUCAAGACUCGCAAGACAUUUUCGUCUUGCGAAGCAAGCCCAUAGGGAAAUUCGUCCUGCGAAGCAACUCAAAAAUGGAAAACCCUUUCGUCUAGCGGGUUUUCCGUCUUGCGAGGCAUUUGUCUUGCAGGGCACCACUGUAUCAGAGUCCUUAUGUAGGUUCUCUAUGGGCAGGAGAAAGUAACAGAGGCCAACCAGAGAAUAUUGAGAAGCAAAGCAGCUAGCAAGCCUGAUCUUUAUUAAACUGUUGCAACAGGGUGCUCACACACAAACACACACACACACACACACACACCCCCCCGCAGGGAGGGAGGAGAGGAACCCAGAACAUUGGUGUGCAAGCUCUUAUAUAGACUUUUGAAAUUGCCUCCCCUGUAGCGCAAGACCACUCUCCAAAACAUCAUACAUACAUCACAGAAAGAGGUGGUCCCCAGCAGAAAUUUGAGUGUGCUGCUUCUCUCCUGUCUGCCAGGAUACCUGAUAAUGCCUUAUCUGAUUGUCUUUUCUGGGUAGCCUGGCCAUUCCUUGGAGAUGGUCAGUACUUAGUUCCUGAAUCUCUUGCGCAUAUUGAUAGUGUGCUCAGCUUAACAGAUACUUGCCAGACUGUAUUUACAGGGAGGUGUAAGCCCCUGCAGUCCAAAGACAAUUGGAAAGCUUUUCCCAUUUCCUUCCUCCUUGCAGAGAAAGAUUUGCGGUCAAUUUGGGAGAGUCAGAAUGGCUUCAGGAUUGUUUUCAUGUACUAUUUCAGACACGUGGUUUAUAUACUUAUGUAUGUGUUUGCCUUGUACAUUAUGAACAUUUAUUAGAUAGAUAGAUAGAUAGAUAGAUAGAUAGAUAGACAGACAGAUAGAUAGAUAGAUAGAUAUGAAUGAGAGAGCUUCAUGGACAAGUUUGGAUUUGACCCCCCGGGUUCCCAGAGCCUAUCCCAACUUUCUAGCUACUACGUCACUCUGUUACGGUGGCUUCUGUUUCUCACGUGUCUGCUGGACGGGACAUUGUGGUUUGGAAGGAGAUAGGAGCCAUAUAAGUAGUCUUUAAAAAGAUAUAUAUUUCUGCUUAAAUGCAGUGCAUUUUCUCUGUAAAUUUUACAUGGCCCACCUUUCUUGUCAAUCACAGGUUUGCCCAGGCUUGUAAACAGCUGCUGGCCCAGUGGCAAUGUCCUCUAAGCAUUCAUUGAUUAAAAAAAAACCCAUAAAAAGUUACAAAAGCAUCUUUCUCUCCCUGAUGCUUUGAAAGUCACAAAUGACUAUUUGUGGGCAGGCAGCCAGUAAGACUUUUUUUUUUUUGUAGGCUCAUCCAUACCUUGCAGACUUAUUUGCAAGGCUGAGUUUGCUAAACAGGAAGAACUACCGCUUACAAGGAAACACACAGAUGGCGUCUUUGUAAAUGCAAACGAAUCUCACUGCUAAAAAAAAUAUGAGCCACUCCCAUUACGAUUCAGUAGAAAAAUAAUCAGCUUCUGUUAGUGAAAAGGUGUCAUCUUGAUUGGUGACAAAACCGGUGGUAUCACCUAGACCCAGUGUGGUUUAGUGGUUGGAGCAGGCAGCCCCAACCUUCGGCCCUCCAGAUGGUUUGGACUACAAUUCCCAUCAUCCCUGACCUGGUCCUGUUAGCUAGGGAUCAUGGGAGUUGUAGGCCAAAACAUCUGGAGGGCCGCAGGUUGGGGAUGCCUGGGUUACAGUGUCAGGCUAGGAUCUGGGAGACCAGGGUUCAAAUCCCAACUCAGCUAUGACACUCAUUGGGUGACCUUAGUCCAGUCCCUGCCUCUCAGCCUAAUCUACAACACAGGGUUGUUGUGUGGAUGCCUUGAGGAGGAAGAGAAGAACCAUGAAUACCAUCUUGUACGCCUUGGAGAAAUGCAAUAAACAAUGCAGAUUUUAAUCAUCAUCAUCAUCAUCAUCAUCAUAAAUUAUUUAUAUCUCACCCAUCUGGCUGGGCUUCCCCAGCCACUCUGGGCAGCUUCCAACAAAAUAUUAAAAUACAGUAAUGCAUAAGACAUUAAAAACUUCCCUAAACAGGGCUGCCUUCAGAUGUCUUCUUAAAGUGUGGUAGUUGUUUUUCUCUUUGACAUCUGAUGGGAGGGCGUUCCACAGGGUGAGUGCCACUACCGGGAAGGCCCUCUGUCUGGUUCCCUGUAACUUGGCUUCUCGCAAUGAGGGAACCGCCAGAAGGCCCUCGGCGCUGGACCUCAGUGUCCGGGCUGGAUGAUGGGGGUGGAGAGGCUCCUUCAGGUAUACUGGACUGAGGCCGUUUAGGGCUUUAAAGGUCAGCACAAAGACUUUGAAUUGUGCUCGGAAACGUACUGGGAGCCAGUGUAGGUCUUUCAGGACCGGUGUUAUGUGGUCUCAGCGGCCGCUCCCGGUCACCAGUCUAGCUGCCGCAUUCUGGAUUAGUUACAGUUUCCAGGUCACCUUCAAAGGUAGCCCCACAUAGAGCGCAUUGCAGUAGUCCAAGCAGGAGAUAACCAGAGCAUGCACCACUCUGGCAAGACAGUCUGCGGGCAGAUAGGGUCUCAGCCUGCGUACCUAAUGGAGCUGGUAGACAGCUACCCUGGACACAGUGGGGUUUAACCUAACUAAGCCCUAAUCAGAGAAGUCCCAUUGAAAUUAUUGGGACUGUUAUUUUUACUAGUUGCUUUCAUUACAGAAAUGAUGCCAAGCGACUUGCAAGUCCUGUCCAUUAAUUUCAGUUGGUCUACUCUGAGUAUCCCUUGAGGAAUGGCCAGUGAAUCACUUGUAGCCCCUAUAUAUUUUCCUGCGUUACCUCUCUCUUUCCUUCUCUCUGAGGAACAUUCGGGGGGGGGGGGGCAGAAAGGGUCAGGGUUGGGGUGAAUCCCCAUUUACAUGUGUCCUGUAACGGAAUCCUGGUCUGAGUGGCUCCCACAGGGAAGCCACAGAAAGAUUGUGUUUAAGUCAAGGGUGCUGUGGACUCGAAAAGGUUGAAAACCACUGGCAGAGGCGCCGCACCCCAUCCCAGAUGCAGGGAAUGUGGAGUUAUGAUCUGGCUCAGGGAUGUGGGAAGGAUUUUGCCUUAUGCCAUCUCUGUAACCUGCACCGCUUAACCUGCAUUCUGCACCCGCUGAACCCAGCACACUCUGGAAAGGCAGCCCUGCUUUGAACUGCCUCCUCCCCCCCCAUAAUUGCAUCCUUAAAGACAGUUCCAAACUGGGGAAAGAGCACGGCUUAAAAAGCUUGUUGAAAAAGGAAUUUCCUCCGCGUGUGCUAAGAAGGCAACCGAGGCGGCCCUUGUCUUAAUAUUCCAGGGGAGGGUAAUGUGCGCAUUAUGAAUUAUGGUGCUGGAGGAGACUCUUGAGAGUCCCAUGGACUGCAAGAAGAUCCAUUCUUAAGGAAAUUAGCCCUGAGUGCUCACUGGAAGGACAGAUCCUGAAGCUGAGGCUCCAAUACUUUGGCCACCUCAUAAGAAGAGAAGACUCCCUGGAAAAGACCCUGAUGUUGGGAAAGAUGGAGGGCACAAGGAGAAGGGGACGACAGAGGACGAGAUGGUGGGACAGUGUUCUCGAAGCUACAAACAUGAGUUUGACCAAACUGCAGGAGGCAGUGGAAGACAGGAGUGCCUGGCGUGCUCUGGUCCAUGGGGUCACGAAGAGUCGGACACGACUAAACAACAACAAUCUGCGCAUUACCUGCGCAAAUGUCACUGCUGCUUCCUGUAGUAAACAUUCGUCGUAACAGAUUUCUGCAUGCAUUUCAACUUUGCUUGGCUGGCCUACCCUCUGCUUCAAAAGGAAACUGGACCACGAUUCUAUUGCCGUGUUUCUUUUCCUGAACCUUUCUAACCUAGAGCAGUGGUUCCCAAAUCGUUUUUUGCUCCUUUGGUUCCUUAAACUCCUUCCCAGCGCCCCCACCCUAUAAAUAGGUAAAGGCUAAAGGAACCCCUGACCAUUAGGUCCAGUCAUGACCGACUCUGGGGUUGCGGUGCUCAUCUCGCUUUAUUGGCCGAGGGAGCUGGCGUACAGCUUCGGGGUCAUGUGGCCAGCAUGACUAAGCUGCUUCUGGCGAACCAGAGCAGCGCACGGAAACGCCGUUUACCUUCCCGCCGGAGCGGUACCGAUUUAUCUACUUGCACUUUGACAUGCUUUUGAACUGCUAGGUUGGCAGGAGCUGGGACUGAGCAACGGGAGCUCACCUUGUCGUGGGGAUUUGAACCGCCGACCUUCUGAUUGACAAGUUCUAGGCUCUGGUUUAACCCACAGCGCCACCCGCGUCCCUUACCCUAUAAAUAGCUUUAUUCAAAAUAGUGGUUUGCACUGCCCACUCAGGAAGAUAACGGCACAGUGAAAUUCAAAGCAGGAACAAUUAAUUGCACAUUUAUUUCAAAUCCAAUUAAAGCUAUUUAGUUUAAUGAGUUUGGCAAAACGGAUGCUCUUGAUGCUGUGAUACCAGCUUUUCGAAGGGGCAAAGUGAUCUGGAGCUUCUCAGAAUUUGUUCAGAAGUAAGCUGAAUGCUCUUGGGCACUCUUAGCAGACAACAAUAAGAUCCACCUUGGCCACAGGGGUGCUUUCAAAGAGAUCCUCAAAAUUAUUUUCUCCACAAUUUCUGACACCCGCCUUUCCCCCCUGUGGGGCUGGGCUUCUCUCAUGUGGCGGUGACUCUCAGAUCAGGAUGUGAAUAAGUGAGCUCUGCUUCAAGGUCUCAACUGUGCGAAGGUCAGUGAGGAACUGGGCAGUCAGUCAAUCGGUCAGUUGGCCACUGGCUCUUCUGCCUCUAUAGAGCAGCUUGAUGCAUCGACAUAACUGGAUCGCCUUUCUGUGAACACCUGGGAGAAGAGAUGAGCUUAAUACUGUCUUGUUGGAGACACAUUCCAUAGGGCAGGUGCUACCAUACCAAAGGCCCAGAGCAGGCAUAGACAAACUCCGGCCCUCCAGAUGUUUGGGACUACAAUUCCCAUCAUCCACUGGUCCUGUCAGCUAGGGAUGAUGGGAAUUGUAGUCCCAAACAUCUGGAGGGCCAGAGUUUGCCUAUGCCUGCUCCAGUGCAAACAACUCUACUAAGAGCAUCUCUCCGGAGGGAAUGAAGUGACCAGGCAGGGGUAUACAUGGUUAGGGGUCCCUGGAGAUAACCUAGGACGCAGGUAAAGAUAAAGGACCCCUGACCAUUAAGUCCAGUCGUGAACGACUCUGGGGUUGCAGCGCUCAUCUCGCUUUAUUGGCUGAGGGAGCCGGCGUACAGCUUCCGGGUCAUGUGGCCAGCAUGACUAAGCCACUUCUGGUGAACCAGAGCAGCGCACAGAAACACCGUUUACCUUCCCGCUGGAGCGGUACCUAUUUAUCUACUUGCACUUUGAUGUGCUUUCAGACUGCUAGAUUGGCAGGAGCAGGGACCGAACAACGGGAGCUCACCCCGUUGUGGGGAUUCAAACUGCCAACCUUCCAAUCGGCAAGCCCAAGGCUCAGUGUUUUACACCACAGCACCACCCGCGUCCCUAAGGACGCAGCUACACAGCUGCAAAAAAAACCAUUUUAAAUGUGUUGUAAAGUGCAAUAUACAAAUGUGACACUAGAUGGCAACAGUGAGCUAUGCAAAAUACAAUGUAUUUUUCAAAACUUUUUUUUUUAAAUGCAUUUUUACAGAGUUUUUAAUAUGCGUGUAGAUUCCAUCCUAGUCCCAUAUUGUCCAGAGUUGUUGUAGCUCCUGCCCAGAGAAAUAUCAUGCAUGGAGCUGUCUGCAGAACCCAAGUUGGGAUAUAUACCCCUGCUGAUGGCAGUAUGCAGUGCAUAGAAAUGGUAUGGAUUUAAACUGGAUUUCAAAGGGGCUUUGGAGACAGCAAAGAAGCCACAUAGAAGUUGUGAUUUGGAAAGCAGAGAGAAGCUGGUUCUGAAGCAACUUGCAUUUUGAAACCCGACCAAAAAAAGGGUGUUUUUUAUUUAUCAUGGCAGUUAUUUGACUCCAUUCAUUAGUCAAGAGUAUAUUGGAGGGACAUAGCUUAUUUGGCAAUGAGAGCUGUAGUGGAAAUGUAUAAUUAGUUAGUGGGUUUCACCUGAUUUUCAUAUUUAAUCACAGCCAAGACUCUUUAUAAAGCAAUUCUCUCAACCUCUUUGCUCCUUCUCCAGCUCAAGGGAUUACACCCAUUCAUAAUGGCCCCAAACUGUAAGAGCUCGUAUCUUUAGCUAGUGGAAAACAUAUUCUGCACAGCAUCGGCCCAUAUUUUCUGUGUUUUGUUGGAAUGUUGUGGGGGCUGUGUAGCCUUGAUCCUAUGCAGAAGUGAGUGGGGCCGGUGGGGCUUACUUGAAAGAACCUGUUCACAGAAUUGCCCUGAAACUGUGUGGGAUUGAGGUUAAAAUCAGCAACACAUUUACAGAAAACUAUUUGGUGUAACUUGCUUUUGUUUAAGUACCCUUGCUGUGUCAUUUGGCUACGCUGAAAUUAUUCUUAAUUUCAUUUAUGAAUCCCUUCCUUUGAAGCAUCUCAAUUGAUACAAUACAAUACUAUACAAUCCAAACCACAUACAUUGCAUAUGUUAAAAAAAAAUAGUUUGAGCAAUUAACAUAUAUGAAAAGAGUUCAUAAAGCAGUUUCAGAUACAUUCAGAUAACAGCUGGGGCAUACAUAGUGCUUAGUUCAUAGCUUUGGAGUUUGUGAUUCCCAGUCUGAAAAAUGAAAUCUUGUGCAAGAUAGUGAGUGGUAUGAUGCAGGCUUGCAUUUAGCUACUAGCCUGGUACCCACAGGUAGGCAUGCCAUGCAGGUGAAUGAAAGCCUUCUGGGGGAAAGAGAACUAGGCACCUGGAAGCAGACUACUCAAACCUUCAUUGGAAGAGAGUUCCAGUGUUUGGGUGAUGCCCAGGAGAAGGCCCCUUUCCCCACAGAGGCUAAGCCAAGCUUUUUGUUGGAUGGAGUCUGUAGGUCAGGCAUGUCCAAAGUCCGUUUCGGGGGCCUAAUCCGGUCUGCUGGUCGGUUUAAUCCGGCCCCUGUGGUGGCAGUUUAUUUCCUGGGGUAAAAUCCCAAAAAAACCUCAGCAACUUCAAUCCUAAAAAGAAACUCAACAAUUUUGGGGUAAAAUCCUAAAAAAAGCUCAACUUCAAUCCUAAGAAAAGGUCAGAGGUCAACAACUGUGGUUGGCCCCCACGGCCCUUCACUUCCAUCAAAUCUGGCCCUCUUUGAAGAAAGUUUGGACACCGCCGCUGUAGGUGAACCUCCCCAAGAGCUGGAAGGGAGGGCAGGUUCAUAAUGGGACUACAGAUAAUUAGGACCCAAGUUGUUUUAGGAUUUAGAGAUCAGACACAGUGCAGGGAUGUCCAACCUGUAGAUCGCGAUCUACUUGUAGAUCACCGGGGUGCUUCAGGUAGAUCGCGGGACGAUAGGAAGUGAUCACUGAGAAACAGCUUUGCCCCCCCCCCCCCAAAAGCUAAACAACCCUUGGCAAAUCUCCCCUCGUUUAGUUGCCACCUUUGGUAGAUCACUGUCAGUUUUUUCAUAUUGGGAGUAGAUCACAGUCUCUUGGGAGUUGGACGGGUCUGGACAUAGGCAAGGGAUGUUUUGCAUGCAGAAGGUGUCUGGAUCAUUCCCAGGUAGGACUGGAAAUGUCCCCUCCUUGAAAAACUGGAGAGAUGCUACUAGCCUGGGUCAGCAAUGCUGAGCCAUCUGGGCCAGUGGUCUGACUCUAUAAGCAGCUCCCUGUUUUCCUGUGUUCACAUCACUUGGCAAGCCGUUUGCCUCAUUCUGCACCAGCUACAAGUUCCAGACAUUUCGCCCCAAAGGCAGGCUCCGCAUAGAAUGCCUCUCAGUCGGCCGAUCUGGAAGUUGCAUGGUCUGAAUGAGAACAGCCUGGUCUCUGUCUUCCUGUGGCACUCAAAGCAGGCAUGGCAGCCAACGCUGAUAAAAUGCCAUAAGCUGCCACCUGGGAUUCCAAGAGCUCAGCCACAUUGCUUAGGCCAGCAGAUCCAGAUCUUUUGCAACGUAAUUUUUUAACCAGCUUUGGCGAUUAGGUUAAAGCAUAGUUGCAAAAAAAUGCUUAUUUUUGCAGUAUUUUAAAACCAGUUGGUGAUUAGAUGGAUGCACCUCCAUAUUUGCAAAAAAAUAAAUAAAAUGCUUAUUUUUUGCCAUAUUUUUGCUGAAGAGUUUUGCGGCGCAGCAAGAGAACGUAACACGGAACGCUUUCUCUCUCUCUCUUGUUCCAUACCCCGCCGUUCUGUGUCCCCUCCACACCCUUUCUCGUUUUCUCAACCACUUCCUCUCUUCAUUCUCUGCGCGGCCACCAGCUUUUCCUGUCUCUAGGAAGCCUUCACAAGAGAUGGCCGGGGCUUUCCCAAAAAAGGGGCUUUAGCGUUGCAUUUAGAUUAUGCCAUUUCCUUUGCCACUCCCUUUCCUGUGAAGUAACAAGACAUUCACUUCCCCUCUCCUCCUUUUUUUUCCUUUUUGUUCUAUCACCCCUCGAGUCUAUCUAUCUGCCUUUUUUCCCCCCUUCCUUUUUUGCAAAAUGUGUUGUGCCGUUCCCUGCAAGUAGACAUCAGUCUGCUUGGAGAGACCUCAGGAUGGCUAGAUGGAAUCCUGCCAGCCACGGAACAGGUAAGGGAACCUGUACUAACCUGGAACCUUUUCCCCAUGCUCUCACGGCUGUCUUCUUCUGGCUUUGGGCAAGAUAGCCUUUCGCAAUGGGGUGGUGUCUCUGCAACUGCCCAGCCCCAGCAGCUUUGGCAAACAGAAUCCACUUGUCCACAGUGUCUGGGCUUUUUUGGUUUUUAACCACCUGUCCACAACUUCAUGUGUCAGUUGUCGGAGGGGGGAAAGAACCAGCUCCCCCCCCCCCCCCCGUUUGCAAAAGCUUCCUUGCAGGGAGGCAGUUCUUACAAACUGGGGGCAGAUAAAUGUCUACCUGUCUGCCUCAUUUAAGGGCCUUCCUGUCAAAACCAUAUUCUAAAUACUUCAGUGCUAUGCUGUAGUUCAUUCCCGAAUGAUUUCCCUUAAUGCACAUUUGUAUUCCGGUGUCUUCAUAACUAGGGGAAUUUCUGCUUACUCAGAAGCUUGGCGUUUCGGGAAUAUUUGUGCUCAGAGCUGGAAAAAAUAUUUCAUAUCCUAUUUUACGCUGGUGUGACCCGUCCUAGUCUCAAUGCUUUCUGCUUGUUCUCUUCCAUUUUCCUCUUCAUAUCCCCCCCACCUCUUUUUCCUCCCAUGCCUUUGUUCUGCUCACUUUACCAGACUUCUUUUUAGCUGCUUCUGCCACCUCCGUUUCUCUCCUCCCUGCCGGCUGCCAACCUCCUCUUUCGGGGAUCAUAAAUGCAUAGAUGUUUAAGUGGAUUAUCAUAUUGAUGCUUCGGUUCAAGCUUAUGCGCCGCAUCUCGGUCGGCGCAUAGAAAUAAGCCCUCUUUGAAGUGCCGCGCUCGUGCCACCGUCGCUCCUCUGAAGACAAAAUCGUGUGGGUGCCUCUUCUGCGUGGGAAGCUGUUUGCACGAAGCGGUUCCUGUGCGUGGUGUUACUGCAAACCUUGCUCUUUUUGCAGGGGGGCUGUGGCCAAAGAUGGCGCUCGAGGCAUUUGGGUGUCAUUUCACCACAAUGCGUUCCUUGGGUGCAAUGGCAACCACCCAGUUUGCCAUCUCCUUCCUCCGUGUCGGCACUGCGGUCACCCUGAGAGGUUUCACACCUCUGCCAGCAGCUGUUGUGGGUGAACUGGGAGAAACCCAGUUAUGCCACGUUCUCCUCCCCAGGAACCUUUGUCCGAACCCCACAUUGCCCUCUUUCCAGUAACUGGCAACUCUCCCCCCUGCCCAUUUCUGCUUUCUAAGCCCAUAAACUUCUCCCGGAACAUAUUAAUCCACUGCUGCUUUUAUCUGUUUUAUUUAAAUAUUCAUAUGACGUUUCACAUUUUAGGAUUUCUGCUCCAGAUUAUUUUCAUUUCUCUGUUCACGUUAACUCUCUUUCAAGAUGGGGUAGUGGCAGAACACAUCAUACUGUCAGGUUACAAUUGUAUUUUAUUUUAUUUUCUGACCAGGAUUCGGCUACAUAACUUCAGCGUCCGAGUAGUCUGUUUGUUUUAUUAUUAUUACUCUGUAUUUUGUGUUUCUGUAUUAUGAUUUUAUGUUGUAACUGCCCUGAGACUCGCAGGUAUAGGGCGGUAUACAAAUUAAAAAAUAAUAAUAGUUCGUGAGUUUCCUGAAGCUAUUUUAUUCUAAUUGUCCCUCUAGCUUAAUAGUAUAUUAAAGGCAGUAAGCGAAUUUCCUUUCCGCUUGGAUUAGUCAUCGUUUUGUGUUGUGAUGUAGGGGCUUCCUUUUCGUUGCCUGCUUUUAUUUUAUUUUUAUUUUAAGAAGACCUGAGGUGGUUACAGGAUCUGACAGGAGUCGUCUAGCAGAAUGAUUCCUACUCACAUAUCAAAAUUUUCCCUAAAAUCCCACCAUGUGCCGCCGCCCCCCGCUCCCAAAUCUACUCCAAGUGGGAAGUUUUAAAUGGUUGAUGUCUUAUUGUGUGUUUUAAUAUUUUUUUGGGAGCCACCCAGAGCGGCUGGGGCAACCCAGUCAGAUGGGGGUGGCAUAUUAAAUAAUAAAAUUAUUAUUGCUCCCCAAAAAAUUGUUUGGGGGGGGAUCCCCACAGCAGAUGGGUGUGUGAGGAGAGCGAGGGGAGUUUCCACAGCACGGCCAGAAGUCAUUCGCAACUUUGUGCCAUAUACUAUAAGCCAGUGACGGCCAAACUUGGCCCUCCAGCUGUUUUGGGACUACAACUCCCAUCAUUCCUAGCUAGCAGGACCAGUGGUCAGGGAUAAUGGGAGUUGUAGUCCCAAAACAGCUGGAGGGCCAAGUUUGGGGAUCACUGCUUUAAACACUCUCCCCCCUCCAAAAUCCUGGGAAAUAUAGUUUGUUCAGGGAAACCCCCUAUUCCCCUUCACAGGACUACAGUUCCCAGAGUCGUUUUUUAGUCCUCUUCAGAAGGGAAUGCAGAAAAUGGCGGCCUUCCUGGCGCCACUCAGCACCCUGAACAGACGACAUUUCCCAGGAUUCUCUGGGGGAAGCCAUGACGGUUUAAUUUGGCAUCAUCGUGCUUUGAAUAUAUGGUGUGAAUGUGGCCUUUGGGCUGGAUUCAAACCCCGUGGUUUUCUGUGUGACAAUUAAGCCUCUGGUUUCCAGGCGGUGAAAAUAUCCCAAGUACAUAGUGGGCAAAGAUGCCCAGGAAAUUAGAUGAGAACUAGGCCUGGUCCUAACGUUAGGCCGGAAGAGGCAGCCUACCUCAGCUGGCAGUUUCUUGUGGGGCCGGGAAAGAAUGGCAAAAAUUGACAAUUAGUUAACCAACAUGUAUUUUUACCACAGGUUUGUGGUAGGAGAGGUGAAUGCCGUUUGGAUAUGCCGUCGCCAAAAUGCCUUGGGUCGUCUCUGGAUGUGAGGCAACUUUCCUGGGAAUCUUUUUGCCCAUUGUGGGGCUCAAACCCACGACCCUGUGAUUAAGAAUCUCAUGCUCUACCGACUGAGCAAUGUGGGCGUUUUUGUAUAUAUAUAUUUUUCUUUGCAAAUUCAUAUACUGCUUAAUAGUAAAAUGCCGAAGCAGCGAACAAUGUCAAAUUCUCUUUUAAAAAUAAUAAUAAUUAAAAGACACAAUAACCUAUCACUAGGUCACACGCCAGGGAAAGCUUGUGGAAAUAAACUGUAAACUUUUUUUUGCAUGGCUUUUGGCCGUUCCAGUGGAAUGUACUAUAGUCUCUGUUCCCAUUGGAAUUCCAGUUUUUUAAACUUAAUUUCUGUGGCGUAGGGCUGGCUCCUGGUGACCCCUUUGAACGUCACACUGCCGAAUCACCAAGCCACAAUUUGGAAACCAGGCGGCAAUGACUCUUGAACUGUGCUGUUAAAUCUGUUGCAUACGAGUCCAGGUUCCCCAGAACAAAAAGGGGGAGCCGCCCCCUUUUCAAAGCAAAGAGACGGGUCCUUAUUUUGUUGUCUUGGGAAAUUUCCGCAUUUUCAGAUUGUUCCUCUUCGAAAUUAACACACUCUCUCUCCUUCCUCUUUUUAAAAGGGCGUUUUGAGAUAAACUGCCCCAGUAUUUUAGCUACCCAAAAUGAACUUCCUCCUUUGCUCUACUGCUGGGCAGAUCCUCUGCAGAUUUUCGUGUGCCCUCCCUAGGCCAGUCUGCAGAGCUUGCAAUCUGCAAAGCCACAUUCAGCCCAUUGAAAGUGGAUGGUGGCCUUCAGAAGCCUCCUCGGGAACAGAAUUAGGGACCAACUAUUUUUUGUAAUCGUAAUCAUAGAAUUGUAGAAUUGGAAGGGACCUCAAGGAUCACUUUGUCCAAACCCCUGCAAUGCAGGAAUCUCAGCAAGGGCCCUUCUCCUCCCAACUAUUGCUGUCUCACACUUUCUCCACUCUAAAAUCUGGAGAUUCUCUGUGCUCCGAAAACCCAAAAAGAAUAGCCAAGGCGUGUGACCUUUUUAAGAAUGCAGCCAAUGGGUUUGAACUAAAGGGACCCGUCUGAUAACGGAAAUAACUUGCUAGCUGGGUAUUUCCCCCCAUUUGUUUGCUUAAGUUGAUCCCGAAGAGACAAGCCCUUACUGCUGAGCUUCAAAAGCAGCUUGUCUUUUCGGCAUUAGAAGUUGCUUAAAACCACAGUGCCUUGAAUUGCAGCCCCAAAUACUGGUUGAGCAAUGCUGUAAGUUUCAGAGAUGGUGUGAUUAAUCACAUCGAAGGGUCUCUCGUACUUUUGUUUGUUUGUGGCCACUAAUAAAUCACUUCUGGGAUUACCACUUGGUCAGCAGGACUGGGCGAAACCUUCCCCCGAGAUAUUUGUAGGCUGCUGCCAGUCAGAAUAAACCAUCCUUCCUCAACCUCUGGUGUUUUGCACUACAGAUCCAAACUAACCAAGUGUUUUAGACUACAAACACCAGGUGUGCCGGCUGGGAGCUGUAAUCCAAAAUAUCUGGAGGGCGCAAGGUUGGGGAAGGCUGGAAUAAACCGUAUUGGGGGGAAAGAUGGGCUAAUUGACCUGGGAUAAAGCACCAGCUUCGUCUAUUUCCAUGUUCAUGCGGAGCCUCCUUCCUUUGGGAUUUCCACUGAAAGCAUCUGUCAGUGCAUGUUUAUUAGGCGUAAGAUAUCCCAGCAGCUGGGAAGGAAGAUUAGCCACCAAAAGAGAUCAGCGGGGAGAAGCCCUCCCCAACAGACAGCUCCCUCCUCCAGUAAAGAGCUGCUGUGCUUGCUGAGUGCAAGUCCGGCGCAGCUUCCUCCUCCUGUGAGCACUGGGGAAGUCAAGGGGCAAGGCAGCCCUGAAGCCUUUCCAGCCUUCCUUCUAUGCUGGUAGGGGCAGCAUGUGGCCAGGACUCCUCUGUGUUCAACACAAGCGGAUCCAAAUUCCUUGCACGCUCAAGCACUGUGUCUUGCAGCCAGGCUCUCGGAGUUUAGCGUGAGUUACAAUAUUCUUGGUUUAUGUGCAUGAAUGUAGAUAUUGGGGUUGUAUCGAACAAAGCCCUCCCAUUUGCUCCAGGACUUAACAUUUGUGCAAGGCAACGUCCCCUCUCCUUCCCAUGUUGCCCCCAGAUUCGGGGCGGGGGGGCAGAGCAGGAGGGGAAGUUUUGCUGCACAAGCAGAAGUCCUUUUUGCAAGCAGGAUGACUUUGUUCAAUCCAUUAUUUGUUUCUUAUUUGUACAGUGGUACCUCGGGUUAAGAACUUAAUUCGUUUGGGAUGUCCGUUCUUAACCUGAAACUGUUCUUAACCUGAAGCACCACUUUAGCUAAUGGGACCUCCUGCCGCCGCCACACGAUUUCUGUUCUCCUGAAGCAAAGUUCUUAACCUGAGGUUUUUCUGGGUUAGUGGCGUCUGUAACCUGAAGCGACUGUAACCCGAGGUACCACUGUAUUGAAUAUUUAGAGUUGAGAUUUAAUAAAUUGCCAUGUGUAUUUUUAAAAAAAUCUCAAUUGAAAGCACUGCAGUGAACCUGGCUAGCUUCUUUCACCUCUGUUUGCAUUCUGGGAAAGGAGAUUGUGCAAAUGCUCCUGCGAGCCUCAUCUCUGACCAAGGAAGCCCAGAGUUGCAUAGAGAGGCUGCUGAAUGACAGGAAGGAGUUGCCCAAAUGGUGAAACCAGAUGCUCAUCAACAAAUACAGAGUUCCCAAUCCUGUGUUUGCCUCUAAAGGUGAAGGAAGUGGAAUCGUUUUGUGUUGUGUGUGCUUAACCCUUCCCCGGCAGCAACUUUCCCCAUUUCCCUGGGAAACAUGGUCUUGGAGCUCAGCUAGAUUGAGGACCAGUUUCAGAAGACCAGUAAUGACCGAGGGAAUAGUUAAUUCCCUGGCCUUCCUGCACACACAUAUUGGUUCUUCCCUGCAAGUGACCAGCCCCUUUCCCCCCCCCCUCUCUUCAAAGGCAAACACAGGAUUACUAGCCCUGCUCCCAUGUUUUAUGAUGAAUCACUAGUUCUGGCCUCAAGUUAGGGAUGGGUGUUUUUUAUGCACACUUCAGUAUAUGCAUUUUUUUGUACACAUUGCUUGUGUGGAGAACUGCAUUGCCAUAUUCAGAGAAGUGCACAUUUCAAAGGGAUGCCUGUGUUUUGGUUCACACAUUGGACAGUGCAGAAUACGUAGGUAGAUUCUCCUUUCAAUGCAAACUGAGUCAGAUUCUGCCCCCCAUCUCUACUUCAAAUGCACUUUAGAAAUUUUGGUUGGAGUAGGCAGGGCCAGUCUUGUUUUGCAGCAGGACACAUGCUGCUUUUCCAACCAAAGCAGCAGCAGCAUGCAUCACUUCUCCAACCAAGGAGGCUCCCUCCUUCCUAGUUUCUACCUUUCCAUAUCGCUCUGUACACUCCAUCUUCCCCAAUGCCUUCUGCUUCCAGAAUGGGUUGGGUAAAGACUUGUGGGGAAGAUGGGUGGAUGAAGGCUCAUGAUGGAUAGCUCACUCAGUAGAGCACGAGACUCUUAAUCUCAGGGCUGUUGGUUCGAGCCCCAUGUUGGGUAAAAGAUUCCUGCAUUGCAGGGAGGUGGACUAUAGAUGACCCUCGUGGUCCCUUCCAACUCUACAAUUCUCUGAAUUACGGAAGGUUGCAUAUGUCUGCACUCCUUAACUCUGUAAAGCUUUCUAGGGCCUCCUAGAAAGACGUCUGUCUUUCCAGACAUUUAUUUUGGGGAAGAGGCUGUCACUCAAGCCACGGUGCGCAUUCUUUGCAUCCAGAAGGCCCUCUGUUCUGUUUCUCCCCUCCCCACCCUGCAAUCUUCACUGAACAGAGUCAGAAGUGGCAGAUCAGAGAAGAGCACUGAGUGAGCCCCUAGAUCAUUUGCGGAGGAAGAAAUCAGCAAGUAUAUUUUAUUUCUGCCUCAACUGCUAGCCCAGGCAGCAAGGCAGUGAUGGAGAGGCAGACAGGCAGGCAGUAUUAGGUCUCCCUCCCUGUCAUGGUCCCAGGACGUCCAUCUCCUCGCCAAGCCUGCAAUAAAUUCUCCCCGCCUGUGCCACUGGUUGCCCAUUGAUUGGAAAAAGCCAGGACUGGAGAAUGAAUGACUCUUAAGGGCCAUUCUUGCAUUUUACGCUUCAGUUCAGGGGUCAGCAAACUUUUUCAGCAGGGGGGCGGUCCACUGUCCCUCAGACUUUGUGGAGGGCCAAACUAUAUAUAUUUGGGGGGAGGAUGAACGAAUUCCUAUGCCCCACAAAUAUGCAUUUUAAAUAAAAGGAAACAUUCUACUCAUGUAAAAACAUGCUGAUUCCCAGACCAUUCAUGGGCCGGAUUUAGAAGGCGAUUGGGCUGGAUCCGGCUCCCAGGCCUUAGUUUGCCUACCCAUGCUUUAGUUCAACCGGGUUGCACCGCUACACUAAAGCAUUUUUGCUGCCAUUUUUUUUGUUCAGUGUGUACGUUUUAUUUCCGUUCUCUCUUCACCCCCUUUAUUUUUCUGUGUUCUCCUCUCUUUCUGUAGCCCAUCUUAGUUUCAUCCCCCCCCCCCACUUUUGGGGGGUUGGUGUUUAAAUGCUUGGCAGAAAAUGGAACUUAAAUCCCUGCUGGAGGGGCACACGUUGCAAUCGCAUAGAGAGUCUUGAGUUUUAGGACAGUGGUGUUCAAACUUUUUUCAAUGAGGGCCGGAUUUGAUGAAGUGAAGGGCCGUGUCGGCCGACCAAAGUUGUUGAGCUUUUUUUCAGGAUUUUUACCCCAGGAAAUAGACUGCCACAGGGGCCAGAUUAAGCCCCCGAAACAGACUUUGGACAUGCCUGGUUUAGGAGAAUGAGAAAGCCAUGUUUAUUACAGGAAAUGCAUUUUGGUUGGGAAAGUUCCCUAAGGUGGAGUCGCGUUGAGCUAUGCAUCUCUUCAGGAGAGACACACAAAGAUGUCUCCUCUCCCAAGGUGAGGAUGAAAAAGGAGGAGGUAGGAAAUGAGGUUAGCAGCCCAGGAGUAUAUCGGUCAGUCUUGCACCUGCGGGAAGGUCAACACAGGUUAGGCCAGGAAGUACAAGGAGGUUCCUCUCUCCCAUGCAGACGCAUCAGCCUCCAAUGCAGUUUCAGCACUUCCUCCAUGCAACAGGUUUCUGCGAUGCCAUUGCGCAGUCCUCCCCAUCUCCCCUUUUUUUCUCCCUCCAGACUCCUCUCCCUGUCUUUCUUUCUCAACUCCGUUUCCUCCACCUUGUGUCUUAUCCUUGCCUCUUCCUGCCCCGGACAGCCAACGGCACAAAGGGCUUUCAAACUCUCACACAGGAGAGAAUCUCAGGUAGCCUCUUGUCGGUUGCAACAGGCUGGGAAAGCUGUUGGCAAGUCGGAAGGUGCAGAGACAUCAUUCAGGGCUUUCUCUUCCCCUCUUUGAUUUCUCGCAGGGCAACACAAGCGCAGGAAAUAAGGUUUCACGUAGAAGCCGCAAGCUGUGUCGGCAGAGCCCGUACGCAGCAUGACACUAGCUACAAGCUAGGAAUGGCUGUUCCAGAGCGUUGUUCCAUUUUCCAGGGCUGGAAAAAUCCCAGAAAACCCUGGUUGCGUCCUGGCAAGGGUUUCCUUGCAGUUGUAACUGGAAUGGGCAUCGUCGGAAUAGAAAUGGCAAGAUAUUCUCCGUAAAGGCUCCUAUCGCUGUCUUGGGUGCAUUGAGGUUCUUUAUUCCACAGCUGUUCCAGGGAGAUGAUCCCAGACUUUUACAGCUCUGCUAGUUUUUAUUUUAUUUUUUUCAAAUCCUAAUUGGAUUUCUAAUUGCCAUCAUCUGUUUCUUCGGGUGUGGUCUGGCUAAUUCCCCCCCCCCCCCUCUCCCAGCUCACAUCCUUGUGCUUGCUGAAUUGGCCUGGUUUCCGGCUUCUCGCUGUGUGGUGUUAAUACAUUCUGUGAGGCAAGCACCUGGGAUUCAUGGGAGCAUGUGUCUGGUUUUGAUAUUAACGUAGCCGCAGAGGGAAUCCACAGAGUUUGUCGUCAGCUUGGCAGAUGUUAACAGAAUUGCAUAACAGGAUUCCAAGCUAAGCCUUUUUAUCCUAACAUUUGGUGGCACGGGUGUUUUUUCCCCUUCAUUUAUUCUGCGCAUUGAAGUUUUCUCAUCCAGCUGAGAGGCGUCCCCUGAAACAGCCCUGUUCUCAGAAGCCGAUGCCAUGAACAGAUAAGGUUUACCAUAAGGUGCUUGAGUUAGGUGAUCUUGACAUCCUGUUUGUUGAGGGUCCAAGCGGAAGCGUGUCUUGUUUUUGCCAACAGCCGUUUUGCAUUCGUCAUUGUAGUUUUAUCGAGCACCUUUCAGUGCUUUGGCAAUGUUAUUAUCUCAUGCGACAGCCCUGCGAGGCGGGGCCAGUAUCAUUGACCCAUAGUGCAAAUUUGGUGAAAGAGACGUUUGUCUGAUGCCCUGAGCUGCAGGGCCGGGGUGCCUAGAGGAGAUGUUUGGUGAGGAUACAACAAUUUUUUGAUGGGGUGGUGGUGGAAUUCAUAGGUAUAAACUGAACACCUUAGCCACCAAUCAUGGGAGCAGUGGAAAAGUUCUUUGGGUAACAGUUUAUGGAAUAAGGAGGGCAUUAACACAAAAGCAUGUGCUGUCUUUUUUUAAAAGAAAACUUCAGUCAUUUAUAUCACUUUUAAGCAAUACUUUAUAUACAAUGGAAAAAGACAUGCAUAUUCCAAAUACAAUGUUGAAAACAGCAUUUUUCAUAACAAUCCAAACACUAAGUUAACACCAUUCAAGAAGGACCACCCUUUUGCCUGUUGAAGUUUCCUAUAGAAAUAAGAAAUGAGUUUUGUUUCCCCCCUCCCAUUCUAUACAGUGAUUGAAUUUUCUUGCAUUUUUCAUAUUUAUAGUAAUUCUAGAACUUGCAUGAUUUACACUAUAAUUGCUUUUCCUCAUUUCAAGUUCCACAUCGAUGAAUUAAAGAAAAGAAUAUGCUUCUUCUGUAUUAAAAUUAGCAUGGCCUAAGAAGUGAUCAUCCCUAUUUUAUUUAUUUCUUUGUAAGUCUAAAACCAGUUUUAUCAGCAUGUGCUGUCUUUGAUGCAGUUUCAGCCCUUGAUGCCGCACUGGGCAGGAAGUUAUAACUUUAAUAAAUCAAUAACUUUCAAAAGACAAGGGGAACAUCCUGCAGGUGGUGCAAAAUGACAAGAGUGGCUCGAUUUUAAUAAAUGUCAACAGGGGCAUUUGGAAUUUCUUGGCAAAGGUUUGGUGGGGAGGGAGAUGGAAUCAUAGAAUUGUAGAGUUGGAAGGGACCCUGGGGGUGACCCAAUCCAACCCUCUGCAGUGCAGGAACUGCAGCUCAGGAACCCCUGGCAGAUGGCCACCAAACCUAUGCUUGAAAACCUCCAAGGAAGGAGAGUCCACCACCUUCUGAGGUGCUGGCAAGGCCUGGACAGAACCUUCAAAUAUGGAGGUGGCGAUUGACUUCUGUGCUCUCUCCUCCAUGCUGAGGUUGCUGGCAGGAUGUUGAGGAAGGAGCAGAACACCAGGCAGGUCCCGUGUUUGACGCCCCCAGCCUGUGCUGCAUUGUGUAAGUAAGAGAGUCUAGACUCAGCUUUGGAGUUUCUGUGUCGCGGUGGCUCUGGCUGCUUUACAGAUGGUUUGCAUGAAAAGGAAAAGGCAGUGGCAAGAAGGCUAGCAUUGAAACUGGAGGAAAGCAGUUUGUUUCUCUCUCCCGGUCCCAUGUGCAAAUGCAGUAGAGCUGGGAAAUGCUCCACAGUCAGCUGUUCAUACCAGGGCCAUGGCUCAGUGGCAGGACAGGUCCCUGUCUCUUAAAAUCUCAAAUAGAGUGCCUAGUCACAUACCUCCACAUGGGCCCUGACUACCUGAAAGGUCCAGGUGUUAAAAUGUCCAGGUGAGCACCUUCUCUGGGUCUCAUCAACAUCAGAUGCCCGGCUGGUGGGGACACGAGGGAGAGCCAAAACAGGUUGCCCCUAUUUUGCAGGUUUCCUUCCUAAGUGCGGAUGCGAUGGGCUCCCUCUUUUUAUCCUUCCUCCCAGUUUACUGAGACAAGCCUUCGGAAUUUAAGGUGCAGAUGAUGCAUAGGGCUCCUUUGUGGUGCCUAACACCAAGAAAACUAGCGCUAAUACGCCCAGGAACCUCACCAAAAUGCUGGAGAGGGUGCAUGUCCACAGGCACAUACCUCCACAUGUGGUGGGAAUGUCCCAAAAUCCAACUAUUCUGGACAACAGUCAUACGAGAAAUAUGUAAAAUAACCAAGCAAGUAUUAGAAAUCAGCCCAGAAAUGGCCCUACUAAACAUCUUCCAAGACAACAAUGCCCACAUACACCACAAAGAACUCAUAACCCACCUACUCUCAGCAGCCAGAAGCAUCAUAGCCAGACACUGGUGAGACCUGUCAGGAAGCAUGGACCAAUGGUACCAAAUAGUAUGGGAAACAGCCUUACUAGAAAAAUUAACCAAUAAACUGAAACUGACACGGGGACAAAUAGAAGACGCCUUCACCCUGGUAUGGCUCCCCUUUAUCACAUACACAGCCCAGCAAAACAAUGACAAAAAUCCACCAACAGCAUACAAAUCAAUCUGGCUAACCUGAUCCAAAACACCCACCCACCCCACUCACACAUGAAAUCAAAGACCACCACAGCCAACCACAAAUUAACAGCCACACCCUUGGCCAACCCCAACCUCUCUCACCACCUAAGGAACACAAGCGAACAACAGAGAACCUGCACAAGCAACACUGACACAAAACCCCACAUAUAUUAAGUAAAAUAGAAACAUCACCCCCCAACCCAACUCAUCUUUCCUCCUCUCCACCUCUUUCCCCCUAUUCUUCCUAAUGUCUCAACAAAUGAAACCAAUUUGUAAAAAAUAAAAUUCAAAAUAAUAUGUUAUGUGGGGGGGGGGGAAAUACGAGAGAGAGACAUUGCACAAUCCUUUGUAAAUCAAGAAAAUCUUUAAUAAAAAUACAUUGGGGGGAAAUAGAGUGCCUAGUGUAUCCAGCUCGUAAGGUAUUGGCUAGCAGGUGCCCCAUCUGGUCAGGGUCAGGGUAUCAAAGAAUCGUAGAGUUAGAAGGGACCCCGAGGGUCAUCUAGUCCAACCCCCUGCAAUGCAGGAACCACAGCUGAGGAAUCCCUGGCAGAGAUCCAUCCAACCUCUGCUUAAAAACUCCCAGUGAAGGCGAGUCCACCGCCUUCAGAGGUAGGUAAGACUGAGCUAGAGGGACCAAGACUAUGAAAGGUCUGGAAACCAAGCCUUAUGAGGAACGGUUGAGGGAGCUGUGUACAUUUAGACUGAGAGGAGAUAGGAUUGCCAUCUUCAGAUCUCUCAAGGCCUGUCCCAUGGAGGCUGGAGCAAGCUGGUUUUCUCCUGCUCCAGAUGCUAGGACUCAAACCAACGGCUUCAAGUUACAAGAAAGGAGAUUCUGAUUAAACGACAGGAAGAGAUUUCUGACAGUGGAACAAUCUUCCUCAGGACGUGGUGGACCUUGGAGGUUUUUUAAACAGAGGUUGGUGGCCAUGUGCCAUGGAUGCUUUAGCUGAGCUUCAUGUAUUGCAGGGGGGUGGACUAGAUGACCCUCAGGAUCCCUUCCAACUCUUCGAUUCUGUGAUUUUAUGACCAUUUAGGACUAGGGCGAGGAAUCUGUCACCUUCCAGAGGUUGCUGGAUUCCAUCUCCUGUCCCAUUAUGGCCGUUCUGGCUGCAGCUGAUUGGAGAUGGAGUCUAGCCACAUCUUGAGUCCCCAUUCCCAGCGCUACAUCCAGGUUGGAGAACCCCUGGCCCUCCAGGUUCUGCUGGACUCUAGCUCCCACCAUCCCCAGCCAGCAUGGCCAAUGGUUAGAGAUUAUGGGAGUUGUAGCCCAGGUACAUCUGGAGGACCACAGAUUCCCCACCCCUGAUUCAGGGCUUUUCUGUACGUUGCUUGACUUGCCAGGGCCUACACACUUCACAGGAAGCUUCAUUGCAGGGGCUUGGACUAGAUGAUCUUUGGAGGUCCUUUCCAACUCCACAAUUACAGUGGUACCUCGGGUUAAGUACUUAAUUUGUUCCGGAGGUCUGUUCUUAACCUGAAACUGUUCUUAACCUGAAGCACCACUUUAGUUAAUGGAGCCUCCUGCUGCCACUGCGCCGCCGGAGCACGAUAUCUGUUCUUAUCCUGAAGCAAAGUUCUUAACCUGAAGCACUAUUUCUGGGUUAGCGGAGUCUUUAACCUGAAGUGUAUGUAACCCAAGGUACCACUGUAUAUGAUUCCGCUAAAUUGGACAACUGGCGCACAAACCCAUGUUUCCAGACAAACCUGUUUCUUUCCCACAUUGCAUUUUUAGACCCGUGCUCAAAAACUUUAGGCAUAUUUAUAAAAUAUAUCAUGCUUGAAAUGCUCAGCAACCGUGGAGCCUCCAUCUGUCAGUAUCGCAAGAAACAGGGAGGGAGCUAAAGGGACCACCAUUGACCCCAGCCUCUUUGGUGGCCAACUGAUUCGUCUUGUCUUGUGUGGUGUGCAGCUGCAGCAAGCCACUUGGAAUUUUCCGUUCUUUAUCUUUUUUUUAAUUGGCUGUCGCAGGGGCUGGCUUGCCCCGCUGCUGACACGGUUCCUAGUCCCACGCAGAUUCUGCUCCGGCCUGCACAAUCCAGCGAUUGCGCCACUCUCUGUGGCGCAAGGUCAUGCGGCGAAGUUGCAGCAGAGGGCGUCGGAUGUGCAAACGGCCCAUGGAGCUGCUCGGGUUGCGCGAUCGGUGCUUAGGCCCACAGAUUUGUGCUCCUGGGAAGGAGGCAGCUGAAAUGGCUAGCGAAACAUCCUGCCCCAAGUAGUUUUCUGCAGUGAAAAGUGAGAGCUAAAUGCCCUUGCUUUCUCUCUCUCUCUCUUCCCUUACCCUUUAAUGAGAGGAUCUGUAUGGAAGACCAUCAUUGCAACUGCCCCAUUUAUGUGUGCAUUGCCCCAUUAAGACAGGAGUGGGAAACUCCCAGGUUUCCAGAUGCCUAAAUUUGUAGGAACCUGAUUCUGUUAGGUAGGCUUUGUCACUUCUCCAAAUAUCUUCUUGAUUAUUAUUCCAGUUCUAUGUUGGUCUGAAUCAGCAAAGAACGUGACAGCACUGCUGCUCUUGUUGGGUGCUUUACACCUCUGGAACUUCAUACACCCAUUUCUUCAUUUUUUAACAAACAUAUUUACACCACCCUAACCUACCUUCCAUUGUUGGUGUGGUAUACCAUAAACUCUAUUGGAGUGGCUUCUGUUAAAAUGCUUCAUAUCUGAGGCUUUAAGAAACAUCUUUCUGUGAUGACUUCCACACCUGUAGGUCAUUGAUGAUGAAGAAUGUUUGCAGGAGAAAGAGUCCCCUUCCAUUGCUGUAAGGCUGUCACACUUUUCAGGUUGUACCAGUGUUGCGCAUGAAGGGCCUGUGAGCAUUUACCUAUCUCUAUUAGUGUAUGGAAGUGAGAGCUGGACCAUAAAGAAGGCUGAUCACCGAAGAAUUGAUGCUUUUGAAUUAUGGUGUUGGAGGAGACUCGAGAGUCCCAUGGCCUGCAAGAAGAUCAAACCUCUCCAUUCUGAAGGAAAUCAGCCCUGAGUGCUCACUGGAAGGACAGAUCCUGAAGCUGAGGCUCCACUACUUUGGCCACCUCAUGAGAAGAGAAGACUCCCUGGAAAAGACUCUGAUGUUGGGAAAGAUGGAGGGCACAAGGAGAAGGGGAUGACAGAGGACGAGAUGGUUGGACAGUGUUCUCGAAGCUACCAGCAUGAGUUUGACCAAACUGCGGGAGGCAGUGGAAGACAGCAGUGCCUGGCGUGCUCUGGUCCAUGGGGUCAUGAAGAGUCGGACACGACUAAACGACUAAACAACAACAUUAGUGCAAUGUGCUUUAUCAUGGGUCUGCCAUCAGGUUUUGAGGUUCCCCACUUGUGGAGCAGAGGACAGGGGUGUGGCUUUAUUUCUUUUUGCGCAUAGGCCGGCGUGGGAAACUUGUGCACCGAGUUGGCCAACAGCCUUGGCCAACUGCAGUUGCCUUGCCAGGUUCCUUCCCCCUCCCUUCCACUGCCACUUGGCCAAGGCUGGGCAGAGGCAAGUUGCAGGUUCGAUCUCUCCAGACAAAGCUAGCAAGGACCCUUGUCUGAUACCCUGGAGAGCCUCUGCCACUCGGUUUACGUCAUGCAGAGCUAGGUGGGCCAAUGGUCUGUCUCCGUGUAAGGUAACUUGCUACGUUCCUAAGUUCCUCUGCAGAGCAUCAGCCACUGAAAUGUCCCGCCUCACUUUCUUCCAGGAAAGACAUGGAGACAUGGAGUGUGCCAAGCCAGUCAUGGCGCCCUCCUUCCAACCUACAAUGUGGGGAAGGGGACCACCACACUCACAUGCCCACACAUCUGUAGGACUAAGACUUGGAGGAAAGCUCAUGUUCGCCAGAGGGUAGAAGAACACUGUCCAUGGUGAACAUGGUCAGCCAGGGAUCAUGGAGGCACCUGUGGCCUUCCAGGUGUGGUUGGAUUGGAGCUCCUGUCCGCCCCAACCAGCUUGGCCAAAAGUCAGUUUGGCAUUGGAGUCCAGCAACAUCUGGAGGUGCCACAGGUUCCCUGCCCCUGUGAUGAAAUGCAGGUGCCUUCUUUGGUGUAAAGGUAAAGGGACCCCUGACCAUUAGGUCCAGUCGUGACCGACUUUGGGGUUGCGGCGCUCAUAUCGCUUUAUUGGUCGAGGGAGCUGGCGUACAGCUUCUGGGUCAUGUGGCCAGCAUGACUAAGCCGCUUCUGGCGAACCAGAGCAGCGCACAGAAACGCCGUUAACCUUCCCGCCGGAGCGGUACCUAUUUAUCUACUUGCACUUUGACGUGCUUUCAAACUGCUAGGUGGGCAGGAGCUGGGACUGAGCAGCGGGAGCUCACCCCGUCGCAGGGAUUCGAACCGCUGGCCUUCUGAUCGGCAAGUCCUAGGCUCUGUGGUUUAACCCACAGUGCCACCCACAUCCCUAUGCCUUCUUUGGUACAUCGUACCAAUCGUAGGUUUAAAUUUAAAAGUGAGCUUCUGUGGAAAAGUCUGUAGACACCUGAAAGAUUAAGCCGUGUGUACCCAGGAACAGAGGCUGUUUGUUGGGGGGCGGGUGAUGUUGAGUGUGGAUAUAGUCCAACUGAUGCACCCUUAGGGAACCCAUAUUUGUGAUACGACACAUAAGCAGAAUGUAAUAAUAAUAAUACUGUGUUAUGUACAUUCUUUCCCACCAAUUCAGCUAAGGAGACCUAUAUUCAUGAGCAGACAUAGUAGGCGUGUGUCAUUUACGGAUUAGGAAGUAGAUUGGGAAUUGGAAGCAUAUGCAAGUGAGGAUGUAGUUUAGCAGUGUGACUUUGAAUAGCAUGUUCAUUCCAGUGAGCAUCUGAAUCCAUGUUAUUGCACACCAGACAACAUACUAGCACCUUCUCUUCUCUUCUCUUCUUUACAUGUGAUGAGCAGGAUCAUCAGUCUCUUUGCUUCAGAGGUUCAUUUUUUAUGUUGGUGUUGUGGUUUUAAAAUUUAAAAAACCCCAGGCAUUAGAGAUAAGUUGAGAUACUAAAAAACGAUAAUAUGCUGCUUCCUUUUCUGGUAUGCGAGGUUCAACUCAGCAAAGAAACUGCAUUGUGAUGACGCUGAUGGGGUCUUGCCUUUCUCUUCCAACAGGUGCCAUCCCAUAAACCGCAGGGGCCCUAGGAAGGGCAAGUGUCAACGGGACGUGUGGCCAGCCCUUGGCCAGAAACAACAGCCACGGUGGGCCAGAACGGCAGAGCAGAACUGCCCAUGCCGGCGGUUUAUGAAGUGGGGAAGCAGGUGAGCGGCUGGUUUUGUCUUACAGGAAGGUCAGGCUUGGGGUUAAUCUGACCAGCUUGGGAAGGGCUGCCCUUCUAGAGGUUUCGUUCACCCCUUCGUUGCAUCGAAAGGGGGUGAAAACUAUUCAAGAGUGAGACAACGCUUCCUGAAUUGGUCACACGGUCUCGGGUGACAUCAGAACACAGUCAAAUCUGAUUGGCUAUGUAGCACCUUGACGUCAUAACUUGAUUUGAGUGGGAGCGUUCAUGCCACUGACUCGGUUUUGGGGGAAAUGUUUAGCAUGUUGCCACAUGACGUCAUUAUUCAGCUAGUACUCCAGAACAGUAUAACCAUGGGGAGCGUUUUCUUCUUCCAUUUAAAAAAAUCUGACUUUUGUGAAAGAACAGGAAUGGAUGCUCAGUAUUUUUUAUGGCAUGUGUACAAGUAUUGUCCCACUUCCUGUGUAGAGUGGGGGUUGGGAUUGGUGGAUGUGGUUUGGAAGGCAUGUGUUUCCUACCACUUUCCCUCUGAGCUGCAAGUUUGUGGCUCAAUUCAGAGGAGAGAUGCUCUAGAUCAAGCUUCGGGUCCUGAGUCAGAGUGCUGCCCGUGACAGCAAACAUUAGCAGCAGACAACAUUUCAUCACAAUAGCCAGGUUCGUCGUAGCUCAGGCAAACACAUAGUUCCUCUUCUAAUCUCCUGUGCUCCCACAAGAUUAGAAUUCCAGAAUACUCGGCACUGAAUAAAAUUUUGAAAAGCCGCAGAAGGGCUGUCGCCACGUGCAUGUUAAAAACUCUUGGCUUCUGCUGACUGAAGGAACACAAAGGUACCUAAGGGAUGUGAUGUGACUACAGCCACAGAUUUAUUUAUUUUCUCCAAUUUGGGCACAACCCGUCAUUACCGUAGAAAGGAAAACCCUUUGCCCUCUAAUAGCAGUAACGUGUGCUCAAAUGUGCAGGCAGUGAGCUACAAAUUCACACUCAAAAACAUUGGAUCAAACAGCGGUUGUGCCACUAUGAAUGCUAAGUUUAGAAAGCCCCAGAGGUGGAAUAUAAGUGCUAUCAUACGUACCAUUCUAUUGUGACAAACAGGCCCUAAGAAUACAUUUCAAGCAAUGUUUAAACUUUAAGCCACUUUAAACAGUUGUGGCUUCCUGCAAAGCGCUUUAAACAUGGUGUGAAUAUGACCUAAGUGUCUGUGGAAGCAGGACAAUUCCUGCUUACGCAGUGGCACUUCCCCUCCUUAUCCUACCCCCCAUGUUUACCCCACAAAUCCCCCCUCCCCAAAUCAGCUCUGGGGGCUUCCACAACUCUUCCCAGUAGAUUAGGGAGUCCGUUCCACAUUUCAACAGCUCUUACUGCCAGAAGGUUCUUCUUGAUGUUGAGUCGGAAUCUUGUAACUUGAAUCCGUUGGUUCGAGCCCUACCCUCCGGAGCAGGAGAAAACAGGCUUGCUCCAUGUGGCGUCUCAUGCUCCUCCUUCUGCUUCCUUCCCUAGUACCCAGAGCCAGAGUACGCGGGGAGACCCCUUCCAAUGUCCCAGCAUGAGACCUCUCCGACAGUACUGCGACGCGCCAGCAAUCACCGACGCAACAACCCCUGCUGCUUCUGCUGGUGCUGCUGCUGCAGCUGCUCGUGGUAUGUGGAACGGACUGGGGCGGGUUGGGGGGUUGGACGCUGCCUACCUGUGCCUGUGUCAUAGGGCCUGGGCCGGUGGAGGCUGGUGCCCACUGGGGUUAAAGGUAAAGGGACCCCUGACCAUUAGGUCCAGACGUGGGCGACUCUGGGGUUGCGGCGCUCAUCUCGCUUUAUUGGCUGAGGGAGCCGGCGUACAGCUUCUGGGUCAUGUGGCCGCUUCUGGCGAACCAGAGCAACACACGGAAACGACGUUUACCUUCCCGCUGGAGCGGUACCUAUUUAUCUACUUGCACUUUGACGUGCUUUCGAACUGCUAGGUGGGCAGGAGCUGGGACUGAGCAGCGGGAGCUCGCCCCGUCGCGGGGAUUCGAACCGCCGACCUUCUGAUCGGCAAGUCCUAGGCUCUGUGGUUUAACCCACAGCACCACCCGCAUCCCGCAUAACCAUUGCGAUUAGCAGGAGUCUAAUCAUAGGUGGUGACCGAACCAAUGAUGGGCAGGGUCAGCUAAUUUUGGUUUGAAACUAUGGAACAGGAAGCCGAUAGGUUAUUAUGCCAUUACGCCUUUUUUCGUUAAGGGAAAAGGCGAGGAAGAUCGAUAACAGUUUAUGAAAUAAUUCAUGGCACAGAGAAGCUGGAUAGAGAAGUCCUUUUCUCCCUCAUUCAUUUAUUUGACUUAUUAGUCACUCGCCACCCAACAGAUCUUACACUGAAGAACUUAUACAUAAAUACAUUCUAAAACACAACAGGGGGGGGGAAAUAAACAUUUAACAUCCCAUACAGCAUAUUUUUAAAAGCUUCUUCAAAGACGGCUUUUAACUGAACCCAUCCUAUUUUGUCAAGUCAUGCAGUGACUUUCUGUUCCAGCAGUGACGCCCCACUGCUUUUAACAACCCAAACACGCAGCAAAAAAGCAAAUAAUAUUUUUUUGCAGCCUUCAGAAUGCAUUCUUAUAUUAUUGGAAAUUAUAUUUUUCAAACAUCCUGCCUAGCAAACCUGCUUGGAUUCUUAGAACAGUGUCAAUGCAGUCUAAUGCAGAGUACUCUCGAAAAGCAAAAUACGAAAAGUUAACUCCUCUAGAAUGCUAGAACUCGGGGAGAUCCAUUGAAGCUGAACAAAGGUUCAGGAGAGAGGAAAGAAAGUUCUUCUUCAUGAAGCGCACAGUUAAACUGUGGAACUCCCUGCCACUGCAGAAGGUGGUGAUGGCCACCAAGCUGGAUGGCUUUAAAAGAGGAUUAGACAAAUUCGUAGAGGGGAGGGAUAUUGAUCACUGUGGUGGUGGCUCUGUUCUGCCUCCAUGGUCUGACGCAGGAAUGCUUUUGAUAAGCAGCUGCUGGAAACCACAGGAGGGGAGAGUGCUCUUUUGUUCUAAUCCUACUUCUGGGUUCCUCACAGGCAUCUGACUGGCCACUGUGAGAACAGGUUGCUGGACUAGAUGGGCCACUGGUCUCUUCUUAUAGGCAAGUUUUGGAGGUUCCCUCUCCUCCUGCUGCCUGAUGUUCAGCUGCCGCGUUUCGGAGGAGCCAUGUGCUUAAGCUUUGUUUAUAGCUGGUGGCUAAUUGGAGGAGUAUUUAACAAAGCAAGUGUAAACACCAUCUUGAGCAGAUGGUCUGGUAUUUGUGCCUCACAGAGUGCGGAGGCCCUCGGAAGCUUCGGAUGUUCAGUUUUGUUUGGGUUCGGAUGCGUGUUUGUGUUUCGGAUUUAGGAUAUUCUGCACGGCUGAAUUUUCCCACAAUCUGUUCUCAGAAAUGCUGCUAUUUCCCUAGUCUGCCACUGAGCCCUGUCUCCCGUUUGCGUUGCGCUUGUUGUUCUCAGAUUCACAUGCAGUGCAAGGGCCACAUUCCCCUCCGUGCAGUCUUCUGGGGGCCACACGCCAAUAAUGGGCAGGGCCAGAAGCAAAAGGGGGGGGUGUGAGCAAAGCGACGAAUGUGAAAUUUACCUUUCUGUAGCUGGCUACUUCCUACAGACAUUUGCACACUUCUGUCCUCUGUUCCCAGGUGAGCAAGAGGUGUUGUCAGAGUUCAGGGGCACAUUUCAGCCAGGUGGAAACGCUCGAGGAAGGGUGCAAAGCAGGGCUGGUGAAGUGUGUGGCCUGGGGAGAGGAGUGUGGCUUGCAGAUAAGCCCAAAGGCCCAGUAGAAAAGCCUGGAGCAUAGGCGUAGCUGGGGGCUGCUCCCCUCCGUAGAUCAAGUAAAUUAAUAAAAAUACCAAUCAAGUCGCAGGUGGCUCAGUUCUGUCCCCCCUCCCCCCCACACACAAAGGUCCUGCACCCCCUCAGCAAAAAUCCUGGCUAUAUCCAUGGCCUGGAGGACUGUAUUUGGCCCCCAUGUAGUGUGACGCAGCAGCAAAAAGAAGCUAAUGCUAUUCUAGGCUGCAUCAACAGAAGUCUAGUGUCCAGAUCAAGGGAAGUAAUAGUCCCACUCUAUUCUGCCUUGGUGUGACCUCACUUGGAAUACUGUGUCCAGUUCUGGGCGCCACAAUUUAAGAAGGCUAUUGACAAGCUGGAAUGCGUGCAGAGGUCAACUUAGAUGAUCAAGGGUCUAGAAUAGGGUUACCAGACGUCCCCGGAUUUGCAAAUCUGUCCCCGGGAAAUGUGUCAGCGGCAGUCUCAGCAGCCCGGAGCCAGCCUGGUAGCUCAGUUGGCUCUGGCUGGCUUCAGGAGCAGCUCGCUACCCACUGCCACUGCCACUGCCAAAGGUGAACUGGGGACAUCCAGCAAGACAGAUCUGCUGCCCCCUUCUCCCUUUGUUUUGACAGAUCGGGGGAGUCUCAGGAGUUGCGGGCGGGUGGCCGUUGCCCAGGAGGGCCGCAAAGCUCGCAGUUUCUCUGCCAGGCAAGGUGCAAAGCCCUUCUUUCGCACCCUGCGAAACAUAAAUGCGCAGAGUUCUUUAAAAACUGGGCAACAGCCGCCUGCCCGCGACUCCCGAGCCUCCCCCGAUCUGUCAAAACAAAGGGGGAAGGAGAUCAAGGAAGGCUUGGGAGUCACAGGCGGGUGGCACGCCGUUGCCCAGUUUUUUAAAAACUGCACAUUUAUGUUUCGCAGGGUGUAAAAGAAGGGCUUUGCACCUUUAUCCAAUAUGCAUGUGUGCUUGGGCCCAGGGUCUUUUGCCUCACCAUCCCCACUACUGACUCCCUGUUGCUACUCAGCUUCCAAAAAAAAAAGUGUCCCCAAAUUAUUGAAAAAAAUCUGGUAACCGUAGACUAGAAACCAGAAAGAAUUGGGUAUGUUUAGCCUGGAAAAGAGGAGACAGAGGAGAUAUGAUAUUCAUCUUCAAAUAUCUCAACAGCUGUCACCGGGAACAAGCUUGCUUUCUCCUGCUCUGGAGAGUAGGAUUUGAACCAGUGGCUUCAAGUUACAAGAAAGGAAAUGCCGACGAAACGGCAGGAAAAACUCUCUGGCAGUAAGAGCUGUUUGACAGUGGAACGGUCUCCCACAAGAGGUUGUGGACUCUCCUUACUUGGAGGUUUUUAAGCAAAGGUUAGGUGUCCACAAGUCAGGGAUGCUUUAGUUGAGAUUCCUACAUUGCAGGGGGUUGGACUAGAUGACCCUUGGGGUCCCUUCCAACUCCACAAUUCUGUGAUGUCUCCCAUCUCAAAAAUAAAGAGGCCCAAAUGCUGCAACCUUUCCUCAGAGGGGAGUUGCUCUUUAUGUGAGCUUUUAAAAUUCAAAUUGUUCCCUAUUUUUAAACCCUUUUGAUUAAAUCAGAUUCUGUCUGUGCUCACCAAUUCACAAAUGUGAGGCCUACCAAGAAUUUCCCCCUCUUCUCCCAGUGUGGACCCUUCCUUGGGAAUUUGUCCCCGGGAAUUUAUUUAUUUGAUAAGACACUUCUUGUUGUUUUUUUACCCUGCCCUUCUGAUGCAUAUGGAUUACUCAAGGCAGCUUGCAUCACUUAAAAUUGCAAUCUUGCAAUAAAACCGCAGCAGCAGCAGAAUACAGCAGAGACAGGUACGGCAGAUUAAAAACACAUCUUCAAAUCACAACGUUAUUUACCUGUCAAGGCAAAUGUCUGCCGGAAUAGGGAAGUCUGUACUGUACUGUUGUUGGCAUACUUCUGUCUCGGGAGACGAUGGAGGAGUGCGCCUUUGCAGGUGAACUCAAACCGUUGGAGAGUUUCAGUGCCUACUGUGGCUGUAGAGACCGAUACGGGAGAGACAUGUUUUGUUGCAGCUGGGGCAGAAGAAGGCACCUGGUUUUGCACCAUGGCCUUUCUUCCCUCUGCGCUCCUCCCAGCGGUUUUUCCUCUUCUGGUCACUGUGAUGGAUGCACAACCUGACUGUCUCCAGGCACUGCAGUAAUCUGCAAGGGAUUCCCACAUGGUGGGGUUGGUGUUGCCAGCCAUUUGCAGACAACUUUGUAACGCAGAGUUGGCCUGCCAACACACCUGGUGCUGGAAGCCAGCUCCCUGUAGAGCACAUCCUUGGGGAUCCUGCCGUCUUCCAUUCUGUGGACUUGACCAAGUAACAGCAUAGACGUCACUAAGACAGAAGCAUGAACAUUCUGGGAUUGUGGAAGCAGCAAGAAAGGGAGCCGCCCAAACCCCAUGGGGCAAAGUGUCUAAUAACUUGAGUACCACCACAGAGAAAGCUGGACCAUAAAGAAGGCUGAUCGCCAAAGAAUUGAUGCUUUUGAAUUCUGGUGCUGGAGGAGAUGCUUGAGAGUCCCAUGGACUGCAAGAAGAUCAAACCUCUCCAUUCUGAAGGAAAUCAGCCCUGAGCGCUCACUGGAAGGACAGAUCCUGAAGCUGAGGCUCCAAGACUUUGGCCACCUCAUGAGAAGAGAAGACUCCCUGGAAAAGACCCUGAUGUUGGGAAAGAUGGAGGGCACAAGGAGAAGGGGACGACGAGGAUGAGAUGGCUGGACAGUGUUCUCAGAGCUACCAGCAUGAGUUUGACCAAACUGCCGGAGGCCGUGGAAGACAGGAGGGCCUGGCGUGCUCCGGUCCAUGGGGUCACGAAGAGUCGGACACGACUAAGCAACAACAACACCACAGAGAAGACCCUGUCUCCAGCCACCACUGACCACACUCCCAUUUUGAGUGGGAUACAGAGAAAGACCUGUUCUUCACAUCUUCGGCUAGGAACAGAGAACACUUCCUUACACAGAGUUAGACUGUUGGUCCACAUAACUCAGUGCUUCCUGCACAGAUUGGCAGCCACUCUCCACGGUUUCAGACUGGGAACACUCCAAGCCCUAACUGGAAAUACUGGAAAUGGAACUUGGGACCUCCUCAGCCAUUGCUUCACCUCCAGGCUAAAUUAUUAUUAUUUUGAUUGAUAGAUUGAGUUUAUAUACUGCCCUAUACCCGGAGGUCUCAGGGCAGUUCACAUAAAAAAUAACAACAUACAGUAUAUAAUCAGAAUAAAAACAACUCAAUAGCAUGCACACACCCCAGAAAAGAGCCACAUUUUAAAAGGGUAUAGGAUGUAAAACAAAUCAACCAAAGGUCUGGUUAAAAAGGAACUUUUUUUGCCUGGUGCCUAAAGGUGUAUAAUGAAGGUGCCAGGCAAACUUCCCUGGGGAGAGCAUUCCACAGACAGGGAGCCACUGCAGAGAAGGCCCUGUUCACGUGUUGCCACUUUCCUGACCUAUUGAGGAGGGGGCACACGAAGAAGAGUCUCAGAAGAUGAUCUCAGGGUCCGGGUAGGUACAUUUGGAAAGAGGCAGUCCUUGAGGUAUUGCGGUCCUGAGCCGUUUAAGGUUUAUAGGUCAAAACCAUCACUUUGAAUUGGGCCCGGAAGCUGAUUGGUAGCCACUGCAGUCAGACGAGGAUCUGCCACUCUGUCUGCCUUUCCCCCAAGUCCCAGCAAGAUAAGCCUGCGGUCACAUUUGGACUCAGGGUGGCUUCCUUUGACAGUGGCAUAUCUUUGUGUUAAUUCUUUUCCUGUAUAGUUGAUGCUCUCAGACCGCCAGGCAGAAGGGGGGUGAGAAAAAGAUGAAAUUUGCACACCGGAACUUCUCUUCCUGUGGGGCUUUCGAGCGAAAGUUCUUUUUCUUUUAAAAAAAAAAAGGAAGUUGAAGCAACUUGGGCCUACAGUCGCUUGCCUCGGGCACAGAGGAGGCUGCCGACAUUGAUCUUUUAUGUUUGAAUCAAGGAUGCAAACUUUAAUAGGCGAAAUGUCUAGAGUGUGAUAGAUAUAUAUAUAUCUAUAUAUCUAUAUCUAUAUAUAUAUCUAUAUCUAUAUAGAUAUAGAUAUAGAUAUAGAUAUAGAUAUAGAUAUAUAUAAAAUGACUGACUAGAAAGAUGCUCAGAUUAAUCAGGCAGCUGAUGUUUUUGUGUGUGCUAAGUGGAAUGUAAGUUGAGCUGCUAAUGUGCAUUAAAGGUAAAGGGACCCCUGACCAUUAGGUCCAGUCAUGGCCGACUCUGGGGUUGCGGCGCUCAUCUCGCUUUACUGGCCGUAGGAGCCGGCGUACAGCUUCCAGGUCAUGUGGCCAGCAUGACUAAGCCGCUUCUGGCGAACCAGAGCAGUGCACGGAAACGCCGUUUACCUUCCCACUGGAGCGGUACCAUUUAUCUACUUGCACUUUGACAUGCUUUCGAACUGCCAGGUUGGCAGGAGCAGGGACCGAGCAACGGGAACUCACCCCAUCACAGGGAUUCGAACCGCCGACCUUCUGAUCGGCAAGUCCUAGGCUCUGUGGUUUAACCCACAGCGCCACCCGCGUCCCAACUCAAUGUGCAUUAACACCCGGCCAUUAUGCACAUUCACUGAGCCUCAUGGAGAAGGUGCACAGAAUCUGUCUGUGAAGAGGACAUUAUGUGCAUUUCCGGGUCAUUAUGCACAAUCCCCACAAUCCCCAAUCCCAAAUGCACAAGGCCUUGGGGAAUGUGCAUAAUAUUGGCUGCGUCUUGUUCAUUGUCUGGGCAAUGUGCACAUUCUCCAGUCACUAUGCAUAAACUCCAAAGAACAUACUUUCCCCGCUCUAUUUCUUGUUCAACCUGUGCUCCCUAGGCUGCUUCUAGCCCACUGCCUAAUCUCACAUGCCCCACAGCAUAUCCUCCCCAUGAUCAGCCAAGCAGCAGGGGUUGGUUCAGAUAAUUUUUCAUUAACUUCAUAUCCCAUGCCUCUUCCAAGAGUCCCUUUUUCUGCAGUGCAACCCCACUCUCAGCUAUCCCCUGGUCAACACAGAGAGAAUUGUACUGAGACUUAACACUGGAGUUGAGCUUGAGGUGAGGCAGAAGAGAGCAGGGCUCGUUUUGUAGGUAGAAGAGGGAAUUUUGGUUUUCCUGCCCCUGCUUUUGAAAAUCCUGCCUUGUACAUAGCUGCCAAGGCUCACAAACAUCGCAGGGGAACAGCUGAGAGUAGGACUCGACAGCAGGAAAAGGGGCUCUUUCGGAAGAAGCUUGGGAUAUAAAUAUAAUGAAAAAUAGGAAUCUGGACUGUUGGUCCACCUAGCUCAGUAUUGCCCACACGGACUGGCAGCUGCACUCCAAGAUUUCAGACACUUGUCUCAUCCAACUAACAGAGUUACGGUUCAUGCUUGUCUUCCUUUGGCUCUGGGCAUCACCUCCAAGCCAACCUAGCGGUAAAAAGUUUCACUUCCUGGAGCAGCGUUUAAACUUAUUAUAUUUGCUAGUGAAACCGUUGCCUGCUUUAACUUUGAGAGAACACUGACCUCUACUUGUCAGCUUUGGUAAAGACGGCUGCACAUUUCCUUCCCUAAGUUUCCUAUAUAUAAGCUCUUGAGUCUCAGUCUGCCUCUGAUGUGGAGUUUAUCCAUUCUUUUCUCUCUCUGCUUCAUUUUCAAAACGCAGCAGCCCUGGCGUGAGCUGCAUCUGUGCAGAAGGGUGCAAGGUGCUUAACCCUUCCCUCCCUCGUCAUUUUUCAGCUCAAAACGGACCUCUCCUGGGUGCUUUUACACUUGUUGGGGGGGAAAGUUAGGCGUGCUCUUGAGCAGGAAAGCUGUAGGAGUGGAAAGGGGUUAAGCAGCUUUUCCCAGUUGGGUUUGGGUUUUGGGGAGGAGGCAAUCCAUAGAAUCAACUCUGAUUAACAUGUAGUUUGAACUUUACUCAUAAGGUAGGGUGUGCCUUGUUACGGUGCCGUUUCUUUGGGGAUAUACGCUAUGCAAAAAUCUCCAAAUGAAUCCAGACUUCAGUGUCUAAAAUCCCUGGUAGAGGACGAGGAUCCUGAGAUCAUGUUAAGCAUAGCCAAAUUCUGUGUGAUUGCCAUAAAACUUAGGGAACAAGCUGUUCUAUCAUAAUGAUUACAGUUUUAAAUGAUAAUGUUAGUGACUAAGUUUUAAUUUAUAUAUUUUUAACUGUUGCUAUAUCUGUAUUGUCCCUCUUAUACCUAAUUACAAAUUCAAAUGUAUCCCUAUCGUGUUUUAUGACUUCCUUGGUAUUGUAUGUGGGCUGCAACUGGUCCGUGACCGAAAUAAUAAAAUUCAUUUAUAAGGUAGGGUGGUGGGGAGCAUGAGCAUAUGCUUGAAGCUUCUCCAUAACUUCAUUCUUGAUGCUGUACACACCCUGCCCUAUUUGCAAUCUUUUCAUUUUGAUACUAGGAAUGAAGAUCGUGAGCGGGCGUGGAGGGCAUCGCGAGACACCAAACUGGAGCCCAUUCCAAACUGUGAAGCCUGGUGAGUUCACUCUUUGCCAUGGUGGCAGCUCUUGUGCACUCAGAAUUUUCACCAUCAACCUGUCCAUAGCAAGCCAUGCUGAGGAAAUGCCAGGACAACGGGCAGGGCCUUUUUGGUGGUGGCAUCCUCACUGAAACAAUUUACUCCCCAGAUAGGCAAGUUCAACAGGUCUGUAUUUUGGCUUGCUUGUUUUUCUGGAGAUACGAAAGAACCAUCGUUCCCUGGCAAAUGUUUGGGAAGUUAACUUUAGUUUUCUGAGAUUCCACCGAGGUCCUGUUGUUCUUUUCUGGUUUUUGUAGGGUUUUUAAUGGCUGUGGCACUGUUUGCUGGUUUUUAUGGAUGCAUUUUAGUGGCUGUUUUUAGUGACUGGUUUUUAUCCGUUGUUAGGUUUCCUCCGGGCUCCUUUGGAGCCAUGGGGAGCAGAGGUAAAUCUCUACACGAAAGGUGCAUGACCCAGCUAAAGUGAUGAAGUGCCUUCCAAGUUUGAUCACUUUCAGUGGGAGAGUUAAGUACACUGACAUCAUAGAACCGUAGAGUUGGAAGGGACCAUGAGGGUCAUCUAGUCCAACCCCCUUUGAUGCAGGAAUCUCCCUGCCCAACAUGGGGCUUGGAACUCACGACCCUGAGUUUAAGAGUCUCAUGCUCUUAACGACUGAGCUAUCAUGCAUGGGCUGAAAGUGGCUUUUUGUUUCGUUUUUAUUAUUUUUAAAAAUAGAUUACAAACAUAAAGUCCAAAACAAAGCAGAACAAGACAGAGCAAAACAAAAAAGAAAGAUAAAAAAAGAAAAGAAAAAGAAUAAUCACACCUACAAAGAAAACCAUAGGUAAAGGUAAAGGGCCCCUGACCAUUAGGUCCAGUCGUGGACGACUCUGGGGUUACAGCUCUCAUCUCGCUUUAUUGGCCGAGGGAGCCAGCGUACAGCUUCCAGGUCAUGUGGCCAGCAGGACUAAGCCGCUUCUGGCGAACCAGAGCUGCGCACAGACAUGCCGUUUACCUUCCUGCAGGAGCAGUACCUAUUUAUCUACAUGCACUUUGAUGUGCUUUCGAACUGCUAGGUUGGCAGGAGCUGGGACCGAGCAACGGGAGCUCACCCCGUCACGGGGAUUCGAACCGCCGACCUUUUGAUCGGCAAGUCCCAGGCUCUGUGGUUUAACCCACAGCGCCACCCGUGUCCCUCUAAGAAAACCAUAUCAUCAUACUAAUUGUUACAUACAUAUACACAUAUUGAUUUCCUUCCUUUGUUCUGUGACCUCAUCGUUUUUAAUCUUUCUGUAUUGUUGUGUCUAGUGUAGAUUACCUCUAUCUUUAUACCUCUUGCACCAUUUUUCAAUUUCUUUAACCCUGCAAAGCUUCAUUCAUUACAUACCAAUAUACUUACUCCAGAACAAUGUUUUUUCAUAUGUUAUUUAACACAAUCCCAUUCUUUUACUAAUUUUUGGUCCGAUUGUCCCCUUAAGAAUGCUGUGAAUCUUGCCAUAUAUAGAUUCACAAAAUUUGAUUUGCCAUUCUUUUUAUUGAUGGGAUUUCCCCCCGAAAGUGGGUUUUUAAAGUGCUUGACUUGGCCCUCUGGAAGCAAAGGAACAUAGGAAGGUGCCUCACUCAGGCCCCCAAUUUAUCCAUCUAGCUCAAUAUUGUCUACACAUAUUGGAAGCAACUAUCCCAUCCCUGCCUGGAGACCUCUGCAUUCAAAGCUGAUCUUGUACUGCUGAGCUACAGCCUUUCUCCAAAUAAAUUGGUAUUAGCUUAGAACACAGCCUUCCCGAAUGUGGUGCUGGUUCCCCAGUGGUGACACUGGGACUGGUGUGAGCUGUACUUGCAAACAUCAGGAGGGCUCUUAUGUUAGGGAAGACAAACUUCUUUUUUAUUACAGACUUUAUUGAAUCUUUUUAGGGCAAUUGCCAAGCAUCAAGCUAAAGCACAAAUGCAUGUACAGUGGUACCUCGCAAGACGAAUGCCUCGCAAGAUGAAAAACUCGCAAGACGAAAGAGUUUUUCGUUUUUUGAGUUGCUUCGCAAGACGAAUUUCCCUAUGGGCUUGCUUCACAAGACGAAAACGUCUUGCAAGUUUGUUUCCUUUUGGAUUUUCAAUGCAUUCCUAUGGGAAACCGUGCUUCGCAAGACGAAAAAUUCGCAAGACGAAAAAACUCGCAGAACGAAUUAAUUUCGUCUUGCGAGGCACCACUGUAUAGAUGUUAAGUCUUGUGUGCAGACAUAUUUUUUUGAUAAUAAUAAUCAAGAGUGCUACAUUCUAUGUUUGUUUUUGUUUUUUAAAAAAAGCAUGGUUCUAGUCCUUAAUAAGAUCAAAGGUGGGUGCGUGAUGAAAUCUCAGAAACCAAAAAGCAACGUUCGGAGUUAUAGGGCCAGAGUUCAGCUGGCCAGAGAGGGUGAGGUUUCUAGAUCCUUUGUUCUUUCCAUUUUAAUUUUCAAGACUUUGUCUUGCAGUUAAAAUAGCAAUCCAGUAAGAAGUAUGAAAUACAUAAAGAGAGAGAGGAAAGAAGCACAGGAGACAUGGGUGGUGUGUGUGUGGAAUAUCUCUGCACCUUUUGCACAUUAAAAAGACAUAAAUGGAUCUUCAGAAAGUCAGUGACCAUGUGUGAGCUUGCCGUAACUCAGGGCCUAGUGCAGUCCUGCAAGCUUGUUUUUCAGAACUGUAGUUAAAGCGUAGGAAGCUACCUUAACACUGAGUUAGACCCCUGGUCCAUUUUGCCAAGGGUUUCCCAAACUUGGGUCUCCAGCUGUUGUUGGACUACAGCUCCCAUCAUCCCUAGCUAGCAGGGCCAGUUGUCAGGGAUGAUGGGAGUUGUAGUCCAAAAACAGCUGGAGACCCAUGUUUGGGAAACCCUGAUGAUACAAUAAUAAUAAUAAUAAUAAUAAUAAUAAUAAUAAUAUAUAACCCGCCCAUCUGGCUGAGUUUCCCCAGCCACUCUGGGCAGCUCCCAAUUGAGUAUUAAAAACGAUACAGCAUUAAAUAUUAAAAACUUCCCUAAACAGGGCUGCCUUCAGAUGUCUUAUAAAGAUAGGAUAGCUGCUUAUUUCCUUCACAUCUGAAGGGAGGGUGUUCCACAGGGUGGGCGCCACUACUGAGAAGGCCCUCUGUCUGGUUCCCCAUAACCUCACUUCUCGCAAUGAGAGGACCGCCAGAAGGCCCUUGGAGCUGGACCUCAGUGUCCAGGCUGAACAAUGGGGGUGGAGACGCUCCUUCAGGUAUACUGGGCCGAGGCCGUUUAGGGCUUUAAAGGUCAGCACCAACACUUUGAAUUGUGCUCAGAAACGUACUGGGAGACAAUGCAGAUCUUUCAGGACCGGUGUUAUGUGGUCCCGGUGGCCACUCCCACUCACCAGUCUAGCUGCCACAUUCUGGAUUAGUUGUAGUUUCCGGGUCACCUUCAAAGGUAGCCCCAUGUAGAGCGCAUUGCAGUAGUCCAAGCGGGAGAUAACUACAGCAUGCACCACUCUGGCGAGACAGUCUGCGGGCAGGGAGGGUCUCAGCCUUCGUGCCAGAUGGAGCUGGUAAACAGCUGCCCUGGACACAGAUUUGACCUGCGCCUCCAUGGACAGCUGUGAGUCCAAAAUGAUUCCCAGGCUGCGCACCUGGUCCUUCAAGAGCACAGUUACCCCAUUUAGGACCAGGGAAUCCCCCAGACCCGCCCGCCCCCUGUCCCCCAAAAACAGUACUUCUGUCUUGUCAGGAUUCAACCUCCAUCUGUUAGCCGCCAUCCAUAUGGCUCAGUGCUGUCUGUACUGACUGGCAGUGGCUCUCUGGGAUUUGGGGCAGGGCUCCUGCCAGCAGUACCUGGGGAUGCUGAGGAUUGAAUAUGAGGCCUUCUGCGUGCAAAGCAGAAACUUCACCACUAUAGCCCAACUUUUUUUCCAAGGAGCUCAAGGUGACGUACAUAGUUCUUGUUGGCAUGCUGCUAAGGAAAUGGGGGCAAUUGGCAGGCCCUCAGCUGGCUCCAGCCCACCGGCUGGUGUGCCAGUCAAACUCCAGUCCUUGAUACAGCAUGAAUCUGUGACCUGAGCUUCAGAAGCUAGGGCACGCUACUCAGCAGAUUAAACACUGCGCAAAAAGAAGAGGCAGGAGAGGCUGUGUGAGCCUAUUUACAAGCAGUUUAUUCAGCGUACACCAGGACGAAAGGAAACAUGUCUGAUCUCCUUCGUGUCCAAAGCAAGACAGCUAAAGCAAAAGCUAUACACAAACGGAAGUUCCCAGCAAGCUGUGCUGGAGUGUAAACAGGCAUGUGACACACAACAAUCAUGCCUGUUCCUUAAGGUGGAACAGAAUAACCCAACAGUUCUCUCCCCAACCCAUUAUAUCCCCUCAACAACCCUGUGAGGUAGGCUAGGCUGGGAGUGAGUGAGUGAGUGACUGGCCCAAGAACACCCAGCAAGCUUCAUGGCCGAGUGGGGAACUGAACCCUGGCCUCCCAGGCCCUAGUCGAGCGCUUUAACCACUGCUCCACACUGCCUGUCAGCAGUCUCAGAAAGGGUAAAGGGGACCCCUGACCAUUAGGUCCAGUCGUGGCCAACUCUGGGGUUGCAGCGCUCAUCUCGCUUUAUUGGCCAAGGGAGCCGGCGUACAGCUUCCGGGUCAUGUGGCCAGCAUGACUAAGCCGCUUCUGGCGAACCAGAGCAGUGCACGGAAACGCCAUUUACCUUCCCGCCGGAGAGGUACCUAUUUAUCUACUUGCACUUUGACGUGCUUAUGAACUGCUAGGUUGGCAGGAGCUGGGACUGAGCAACGGGAGCUCACCCCAUCGCGGGGAUUCGAACCGCCGACCUUCUGAUCGGCAAGCCCUAGGCUCUGUGGUUUAACCCACAGCGCCACCCGCUGUCUCAGUACCUGGCUCCAUAUUGUAGGCCAGGGUUCCAGGCAGGGGGCCUUUCCUACCUACCUGGAGAUGAUAGAGAUUCAGCCUGGGACCUGCUGCAUGCAAAACUGAAUCUCUCCCCCUGAGCAAGCACACUGGGGGAGACUCUUGAGAGCAGGCCGAGGGGACUGAAAUAACUCCUUUUCUCCCCCAUCUUGUUCCCUGCGGCUCCUCCUGCGCUGCCUUUGCCUCUGCCUGGCGGGAGGGCUGCCCCUUCAGCGCCAAGCCGACGACUGAGGAAGUCAAGGGCUGGUCCCAGUCUUUUGACAAGUUGAUGAAGAACCCAGCCGGCAGGAACGUGUUCCGGGAAUUCUUACGGACUGAGUACAGCGAGGAGAACAUGCUCUUCUGGCUGGCUUGCGAGGAACUCAAAAGCGAGUGCAACAAGCACGCCAUCGACGAGAAGGCUCGGAUGAUCUACGAAGAUUACAUCUCCAUCCUUUCGCCCAAGGAGGUACCUGUCCGUUUGCAGCUAGAAUUGUAGACUUGGAAGGGGUCCCGUCCCAAGGGUGAGCUAGUCCCACCCCCUACAGUGCAGGAAUCUCUGCUAGAUCAUACAUGACAGAUAGCUACCCAACCUAUGCUUAAAAACUGUUAUUUGAUAAUGUACUUUAUUAUCCCAGCUCCUUCCCUCCCUCCCUCCCCGUGGCUGAUGUGUCCAUUUCCCCUGUAAUCCCCAGUAGGGCUGGACGAUGUAUCGAUACUUCAUCCAAAAUUGGUUUGAAGUCCACAUCGUGAUAACAGUUUCAUAAUAUCUGACAUGGCAAUAUUUCGCGAAUCAUGUGUGUGUGCUGUGUAAAAAACCGUGAUAUGGGGAGAAACGGCCAUCCCUUUUCUCAUGAUUCCUGCCUCCCCUGUUGCUCUGCAAUACAAAAUAACAGUCGUAACAAUUUGUUAAAGAUAAGUAAAAAUGUGUCGCUUACAGACCCCUAAGUAGAAGCGGUUUCCGGGACAUUACCCUGUUUGCUUCCUUAUUGCAGACAUUGUGAAAAAUCAGUACAGUCAUACCUCGGGUUAAAGUCGCUUCAGGUUGAGCGUUUUCAGGUUGCUCUCUGCGACAACCCGGAAGUAACGGAAUGGGUUACUUCCAGGUUUCACCACUCACGUAUGCGCAGUUGCUCAAAAUGACGUCACGCGCAUGUGCAGAAGCGCCGAAUCGUGACCCGCAGAUGCGGGUUGUGUUCUACUCAGGAUGCAAACAGGGCUCCGGAACGGAUCCCGUUCACAUCCAGAGGUAGCACUGUAUAUCGCAAUGUUUCGCUGGUGAAAACCAGACAUCGCUCAGCCCUUCUCCCCAGCAGAUUCGCUUUCCAUCUUUCCCCUAAAAGGUGUGUUGCUUCUCUCGCCCACCUGUCCCUCAGGUCAGCCUGGACUCCCGCGUCCGCGAAGGCAUCAACCGCAAGAUGCAGGAGCCGUCCUCGCACACCUUCGACGAUGCACAGCUACAGAUCUACACACUCAUGCAUAGAGACUCCUAUCCCCGUUUUCUGAACUCGGCCGUAUACAAAGCACUGCUCCAGAGCGUCUCUCGGUCAUCUUCGGAGUCCUAAGCCCCUUCCACCACCUUCAUCACUGGGGAGGAUGGGGAGAGAAGCAAAAUACGAAGUGACGGUUCUCCUUUCAUACGGCAGGUGUUAACUUUGGGGUUUUUUAAAAUAUAUAUAUAUAUGGACCUCCCACUUGGUCUUACAGAACCAAGGGACCUGAAAUGGCAUUCUGGGCCAAAUCCUGUAAAACCGCCUCAGUUCUGAACAACAAGCUGCUGGUCCAACUUACUAGGAAGUUCACUCUGUGCAAACCUGCCCCGUCUUCUUCUGCCAGAAAGGUGACACCUGCCAUCACGUGAACCUCAAAACUCAGGCCUCUGCUUUUACUACUGAAUCCGUGUUGGCAAGCUAGCUGACCACGCAGAAGAACUAAAAGUACGGAAGGAAUCGGCCAACUGGUGCAGGGAGGGGUGGGCGUCGGGAGGGGGCAAGAGAAUCGUGGGCAACAUGGCGAAAGAAAAGAAAAAGGCCAAAAUCCACAUCUUCUGAAUAUUGUUCUUCCUGUCUUUUUUCUGUUUUGUUCGGUUUUCCCUGUUUAAAAAAAAAAAAGAGCUGUUUCCGUGGCAGAUCUCAAAUGGUUCUGGUGGAAGCUUCAGUCAGACCGAUAUGGGUGUAGCAUAAGAAUAUUCUGAAUUGCACAGGUGUAGGUGGUGGUUUUUGGCCAGAGAAGAGUCCCGUGCAACUCAAAGGCUUUCUCUAUUCCCCCAAGUUGCAUUUAUUCCAGCUGGGGCCAGACCUCGGGAAGGCUUCUGUCAUCUCAGUGAUGUGGGAAAACCGAGCAGAGCUUGACCUCAGAGCUCUUGGAGGGGGGAUAGGUAGGGUUGUUGAGGAGUUCCACUGAAAGCAGACCUCCCUGGUGCAAAUCAUGGUUUUGCCCUUCCCAGAAGCAACCCGGAAGUAAACUUCCAAAUUUCCUGAGAUCCCAGAAGUGUACAGGAGGCUUCCAUGUGUUAGCAGCACAGGGGAAUUCAUAGUACGAUGACGUGUUUGUCCUACAGAGAUUCAGGAGGCCUUUGGUGGUGGAGAUGCUUUUUGGAGCCCAUCAGAUUCUGGGAGGUGUGAGGCUCUGGAACUGAGACCUGGUUUUCGAAAGGUAAAGGAAAUGUUUGACAGGUGGAAAACUGGGGUUCCAUCUUAUUCUUUUGGGAGCAGACUUGGAUGGAGAAGGAAACUUUUCCGCUGGGCCACAGCACUCCGUGGCAUAGCAGUCAUGCCAAGAUGAGGCCUUGAGCCUCUGAAGGCUGUUGCUUUCAUGUCCUGCUUUUGAGCUUCCUGGAAGCAUCUGGUUAAGCAUGGAGGAAGCAGAAAGCUAGAACAGAUGGACCGUUGGUUUGAUCCAUCUGGUCUCUCCUCACUGUACAUGCUAGAGCAGAAUGGAGUAGCUCAGUCGUGCCUGUUGGAGGAAGACAGAGCAUCUCCUCUCUCCAGCAAUUCAACAGCAGAAGUAGGCAGAGUGAGUGAGAUAGGACUAUGGGAUAUGGGAUGGGGUGGCCCGUCUCAGAGGCUGGGUUGCUUAGCAACAACCUCCAAGGAAGCCUAAAGGUCAAGGUGUCACACACGCCUCUCAGAUAGGGCUGUGGUUCCUUUUAAUCAGAAUUGCAGAGUUUGAAGGGACCCUGAGGACCAUCUAGUCCAACCCGCUGCAAUGCAAGAACCUCAACUAAAGCAACUAGGGCAGGUGGCCAUCCAACCACUGCUUAAAGACUCCCAGAAGGAGUCCAUUCCACUGUUGAACAGCUGUUGCCGUCAGAAAGUUCUUCCUCCUCUUUAGUCAGAAUCUCCUUGUAACUUGAAGCCGUUGGUUCUGGUCCUGUCCUCAUAGGAGCAGGAGAAAACCAGCUUUCUCCAUCUUCCAUGCGGCAGCUCAUUAGAUAUUUGAAGAUGGCCAUCAUAUCUCCUCUCGGUCUCCUCUUGAGGAGAGAGGCGUCCCACCAGAUUUGGUUUCUCCCAUCCUACCGUUGCAGUAACAGGAGAAGCUGUAUCCACAAAAAGGGAGAGACGCUUCCUUGGUAGAAACUCCUUGCAUGGCCCUUCCUGUUCUGUUCAUGCAGUGUUUCCAAAAGUGAAACCCUCACCUGAACUAUGCCAGGUCCCAGUGGGCAUCUGCCUGGGGCAAUGCCAAUUUGUGGACUCUUCCUCACAUUAGAUGUGCAGCUGGUUUUGUGUCUUCUUCCAUCAAAGAUGGGACACCCUCCUUUUGUUCUUCUUUUUCCCCCCUUCCAUGAUCUCAAAAGCUUAUAUUGUUUGAUGGUGGGUGCCACAAUUGGAGCUUAUGUCACGAACCGCAGCCUGUUUGCCACGGCCUCUUCCGAAAGAUGGGCGUGGGUGCCUGUCGAAAUCAUGCUUUCAUCAAGCCACAAUAUGCAAUGAAGUUGAGGCCUCUGUGUCGCAGCCACCCCACACCGAUGUUGGGAGAGCCAGUAAGAUUUGAGCUCCUUCUCAACUGCCUUUUGUUUGCAGUUCUCUCGUUUCUGCCUGGUAACACCUGCACUUCGUGAAACUGGCCUUGGAGAGUCUUAAAAGGAGCAACUGGGUUUCCCCUUUCCCUCUUUCCACACAACACUCAGAGGGCACACGUUCGCAUCAUGGCAGGCUUCACACACACAACAAACCCUUUUUUGACCUGUGGAACUCUCUUCCACCAGAAGUAAUAAAGGCCAGUUGUGUCAAUUGAGGAUUAUUAUUUUUUUACAGGUGCGAGAAAUAUGAGAAUUGCAGCAAGUGACCUCAAGUAAUUACAACAGUGUGAAUAGGCUGAGUGUCUUUAAUUCUGGAAAGGAAAUGGCACUUUGCGAGAGAGUACUGUAGCUCUGUUAGGAUACAUCUUUCCUGAUUCAGACUGGACAGAUCAGUUCUGACUCUUGCAUUGAUAUAGAUGUAGUGACAACAAAAUCUUUCUCUUGAGUGCCAGUUCCUACAUACUGGUGUGUUCAUGGAAUGCAGAGGUUUGCAGAAAUGCAAAAAAGAAUUAUUAUUUUUUUAGGAAAAGAAAUGAGGGACAACUCCAAAACAGCUCAAGGAGGGCUGAAUAUGCUCGAUUGGACUGGAAUGCUGUGUGUUGUAGCAUGGGGAACUGAAAACAGAGUGAAUGCAAUUGAAUAUCCAGGAAGGAAGCAUGGCUGGGUAGCUGGAACACUUAAGACGGAAGGAUUCCAUACUGCAACAUUUAAUGCAUAUAUUUUUGGCAGAUUCCUCUUGCACAGCAUAAUUACGAGGUGCUUUGUCUUCUACUCACAGCAACCCUGUGAUGUAGAUCAUUCUUAUUCCCAUUUCAUAAAUUGAAAACUCAAAACAAGGCGGCAAGUGCCUCAUCAGCACCCAACUCUCUUAAUGGGCGGCAAAAGUCAUGGUGCUUCUGUGAGUCUUGUCCCUUUGGGUUAAGGAAUAUGGCUAGUGUUUGUGCUGUGCAUUGAGUGGGAAAGCCAAGAGGUGAAGUUGUGUCACGGUAACUAUAGGGGAAAAUAAAAUUCCCCUGUAGGUGAUGUUGG
Molecule: messenger RNA, 61845 nt
Organism: Podarcis lilfordi (Lilford's wall lizard)
Lineage: Eukaryota; Metazoa; Chordata; Lepidosauria; Squamata; Lacertidae
Source: the annotation of a GenBank genome assembly